AUGGCGCACGUGCAAAUGUGCACUUUCUAUAUAUUGCUACUGAUGCUGACCACAGCACAGGGGUGUAGUAUAUCUGGAAACGCGAUAACGGUCAGUGCUGGAACAUCAUGUACACUUACGACCAGCGUCACCGUUACCACAGUGCAAGUGGAUGGAACUAUGACAAUAUCUGGAAUGCAUACUAUCACGGCUGAUGAGAUUUAUGUCGGGUACACUGGCUGGAUCAACGCGGACGGGCAGGGGAGUGGCGCUCAGCAAGGCCCGGGAGCAGGGUCGUCCCAAGGCUCCGGAGGCGGGCACGGUGGACGUGGUGGUUCCGUGGCUGGAUCCUUCCUAAGUAGUUACGCCGAAUCCAAGACCUAUGGCAGUACGUUCGACCCCGGGGACGUCGGAAGUGGUGGCGGCGGAACCGGCGGUGGAAAUGGCGGCGGGUACGUCAAACUCGUUGGUAACACAAAAAUCGAGAUGGACGGUCUCAUAUCUGCCAAUGGGGAUGACGCCAGCAGCACAAACAGCGGUGGCGGAAGUGGAGGAAGCAUUCACAUUACGACAGCCUUUCUUCAGGGCAUAGGAACUAUCAGUGCACGUGGAGGCGCCGGGCUUGGAGACGGGGGUUCCGGAGGCGGCGGGCGUGUCCUGGUCAUCUCCGACAGCACAGUCUUUGCUGGUAUCAUAUUGGCGGAUGGAGGUUCAGUGGCUUCAAACAUUGCCAAACUUUCCAUCGGCUCCCUUACGGCGUCAUCGUAUUAUUCCAACUACUACGCAUCCUAUGGGAACAUCGAUACCCACUCCUCCAAGUCCUGGGUCGCCAGUUCUAAUACUGUGGGGCAGUACCUGGAGGUGACAUUAGCAAGUACUAGCGUUGUUUACUCCAUAGAAACCAGGGGCGAUUACGGAACCAAUAAGUGGGUCACUAAGUACAAACUUCAGUACUACGAUGACGACAUCAGCUCAUGGAAGGAGAUGUCCUACCCCUACCAAGGAAUUACUGGAAACACCAACAGGAAUUCAAUUGUUUCCCAGACGUUGACGGUACCAAUAGUUACAUCUAAGCUGAGGUUCUACCCGCAGACUUGGUACCGUGGUAUCGGAAUGUCAGUGCGCAUAUACGGCCAUCAACCAGAAUACAACUUGCCUCCAGAUUUCUGUACAAGCAACACCAAUGCUGGUGCAGGUGGGCCUGGUACAGUGUUUUCUGGACAGACAGGAAAUGGUAUUGCAAGGCUGACCAUAGACAAUAGAGGCAAGAACCCUAUGGUCAAGAUGGAUUCUAACUGCUUGGAGUUUGAUGUAGUCACAUCAGGGGCUGCUGCCUGGGUCACUGAUACAAGCGCAGAUCUGGACGAGAUUGUUUUGAGCAAUGGCGGUCACCUGGUACUAGAUGUGGAUAUGACCAUGGAGAUCACUGGAGAUGAUUAUGGUGUUGUUCAUUUAAAUGAAACAAGGACCUUGACACUGUCAGCGCCUCUGACAGCCAACAUGUACAUAUCAUCUGGAGCUACACUUAGGCUGCCAACUGGAAGUGCUGUAGAUAUCCCAAAGUGGGUAUUUGUCAGGGGUACUUUGCAGUAUGAUGCUUCAGCUGAACUUACAAUCAAAGGUAACUUCUCCUUGGAGAGCCAGAAUAUUGAUGUUAGUUUGCUCAAAAUCGACACGGAUGCAUCAAUGGUUGUGGUUGGCAACAGUGAUUUUCAGCUUGCUACAUCAAAAUUCCAGUCGUAUGGUAACUUCAGUGCUGGAAUCGUGAACAUGACUGGUUUAGAAGAGUUUUACGUUGGAACAGCAGGAAAUGCAACAUUUGAACCUGCAUCAUAUGACAUGUACUUAGGUAAAAAGAUUCAAGUGCUUGGUGAGUUAAAUUUGCUAAAGGCUCUCUCUAUACGACAAGUCUGUGAAGAGUUUACGAUUAAUGGUGGAAAGAUCACAUGGCCAAAUGGUACUAUUAUACUGGAAUGUGACGUGGUUACUAUCAAUGGAGAGUUUGAUGCCGGUACAAUAGAUUUCAGAAAUGGCGUUGGAUCCCUUGAAGUUGGAUCAUCGGGGAAAUUCUAUUUCACUGCUGAUGGACCUAUUUUGACAAAUGCUUUAGAAGUUGCUGGUGAAAUGUUUGUGCAAAAUAUAGCAGAAUUCAAAUCUUUUAACAGAACAGAUGAGAGAAUUGAGCUUGUGAUUAUACAGCCCACUGGAAAUAUCAAACUGAACAAGAACUCCAUUCCUAAGAUUGUCAGUGGAACCCAGGUGAGUACCAACUACAGUCUCCUGAGAGCCCGCUAUCUGUUUGUAAAUGGAACAAUGUCUGGGGAUAUUCUGGACAUGACUCCUGGUAUUGACACCUUGUGGGUGGGGUCUGCCGGUAAUAUGGAAUUCACACCAUCAGCUAGUGAUCUUUUGCUUUCUGAUGCUUUUAUCGAUGGAACUUUAACUUUGAAAUCACCAACAGUCAUAAGGGGAAUAACUGUGGCUAAUGCUCAUGAACUCUACAUCGGAGUAUCUGGUGUUUUCACUCUUGAUUCUACAGUUCAAUCUACAAAGUCAUGGACAGGGCCCUCAACACUGGCCUUCACUAACUUGUAUGUGAGUGGAAGGUUGUACGCUGGCCUAAUGAGGACGCAUGUGGACUCUGUGACCAGUGGCUGGGACUAUUUAUUAGUGGGAACUUCGGGAGAUAUGAAAUUUGAAUCCGACACGACAUCAGACUUUAUCUGCAACACAGUUGAAGAUAAUGGUAUUAUAGAUGUCUACAAUACCAUCCAAAUGGUCGGAAAGACAUCCAUGUCCUUAAAUUUGGUAAUUGGAAAUAGUGCCAGAUUUAAACUUGAUGCCGAUUUAUCACAUCCAAAUGGUCCAUUUAGCAGUGUGUCUAAUAUCUCUGCCAAUGUGUUGAGGACAAAAUCUGGCAGUAAUACCUAUCUUGGUGACACAAAUCUACAUGUAGUGUCUGUAGAGGUGGACGGCAAUCUGUAUUGCAUGCCGACCCAAUCUGUAGACGUGACCUAUCUGACAAUACAGUCCAAUGGUCAUGGAUUCUUCCCAACAGAUGUUGUGUUUAAUGGAAACACAAUGGACAUAGAAAGUGGAGGAAGAUUGGAAGUUGACUAUAAACUAGAACCAGAUGAUCCACUGGAGGGAAAUCCUAAUAGUAAUAUCAACUACCAGUCUGUUAUUGUUGACGGGACGUUACAGGCAGGAUCUCUUCAGGUUACUGGUACAAGCAUGAUGGUGUCAGGAACUGUGGAUGUGUCUGGAGGUGGAUACAAGUCACAGCAGGGGCCAGGUGCUGGAAAGACCUCAUCAAGCAGAGGAAGUGGAGGAAGCUAUGGUGGCAGGGGAGGUAAAUCCACACAUGCUUCUGCUUCUGAUUCCUACGGCACUAUCUAUACGACGGGUACCUGGGGAAGUGGUGGUGGAGACUCUGGCAGCUACAAGGGAGGGCGUGGAGGAGGACGACUGAUAGUCCAAUCUACACAGACGUUUACCAUGAAUAGUACUGGCUUGAUCAGCUCUAAUGGUGAUGACCGUUCGGGUAGCUACGGGGGUGGUGGCAGUGGUGGUUCCAUCUCCAUCACCUGUAAAACACUGGACAUGUAUGGACAAAUGACCGUCAAUGGUGGUGCUGGCCACACCAGUGGCAGUGGAGGUGGUGCUGGUGGCAGGGUGUAUGUUAAAUUCGAAGGUGGCGUGUAUACUAGUGGCCUAGUCACAGCUAAAGGUGGUGUUGGUUAUGAGCCUGGAGGUCCAGGAAUGAUAUAUUUCGAGGGAGACCAGUCUCGCAACCUCAGAGUGGACAAUAAAUGUCAAAAACCAACAGUAACAGAACCCACAGGCAACACCGCAGAGCAGUCUCACUUCAAUACAUACAUUAGCACAGGUGCCAUUGCAUUCCUGUACCCACCGACGGAUGACUUUGUCUAUGACUUCACAACUGUUGAGAUAUAUGGAGGUGCCCACCUUACAACCAUUGGUAACAGGACCACAAUCAAGGCAAUAAAAGUGGUCGGGGAUGACACAGGUCACUUACAUAUUCCUCCCACACACACCUUGGAACUUACUGAGACUACACAACAUCGCCGAGCGAAUGUUACAUAUCUACCAUUCUUGUACAAGAAUGCAACUUGGAUUCUCCCAGAUGCUACCGUGGAGUUCCGCGAGUCUCUUAAUGAAGUGUCCCAGGGUAUCAGUUCUUCAGCUUGUUCUUCUUCGUACCUCAAUAGUAACACUGUGAAGAUCUGGGGUACAGUUGUUGGAGACAAGGCCAACCUUUUAUUGGCAUCAGGAGUGACCCUGUCGUUUGAGGAUUCUGCAGAGCGUAAUUUGAAGUUUUCUAAUGUCACUCUACAAAAGAAUAGUGUUCUGGACCUUACGGAUACUACUGAUGAUGAAUAUGAUUCCUGGAACUUUGUGGUGGGUAGUAGACAAGGAAAUGUUGGUCAGUUCCUUGUCGAGGGCGAUGGUGUGGUCAAUGCCAAGAAUUUUUAUUUAGAGACAAACAUUUUGAAAGUUGACAAGAAUGGUUUGAUAUCUGCUGAGGGUUUAGGUCUGAGACAAGGAGAUGGAAUGGGAACCUCCCCUGCUGGAGGUGGCUAUGGUGGCCGAGGUGGAGCUGCAUCAACAACAGGAUACUAUCCUGGCGAGAUCUAUGGAUCCUAUUUGGAACCUAGGGCAUUUGGCAGUGGUUCUAAUGUAGCUUCAACUACCUAUGGCAGUGGUGGUGGGAUUCUGAACUUCGUGGUGACCAAAAGUACAUGGAUUGAGGGUAUAAUCCAGGCCAAUGGUAAAGUUGGCACAUCGUCUAUCCCAGGUGGUAGUGGGGGCAGUAUAAUGAUCAACACUGACCACCUAGAGGGCUCCGGGUCAAUUCAGGUGAAUGGAGCCAAUGGUGUGUCCUCUCGUGGAUCUGGUGGUGGAGGAAGGAUGGCUGUUUCUUACAAAAGGAAUCAGUUUUGGUAUGGUGAGUUCCAGGCUUAUGGUGGCACUGGAGGAGCUGGAAGUGGAGGAGCAGGGACAGUUUACCUUAAGGAUACACUGUUGAGCACUGGGAAUACCACUCUUUACAUUGACAACAAUGACAAUACACCUGCCACCUCUACUGUGACCUCUACCUACACAUCUGCUGUAUACAGUCGUGAUGCUGGACGUACCUGGCUCAACACCACUGAAAAGUUUGAUAGGAUGGCCCUCAUACGCAAUGCACACCUGGCCAUCCUCCCAGAAAUUAUCUAUCCAGUUGAAUUUUCUUCCCUCAAAUAUGUUGGAGACAAUACAGGAACUGUACACAUUGGACCAGACCAGGUACUUGUUGUUGAUCAUGCUAAUGAUGGGGAAUUCCUCGUCAAUGUUUACGUAUACGAGGGGGGCACCCUCAUUCUCCCACCAUCAUUCCAGUGUUAUGACAUCAACAUUGUUGUCUGGGGUAUACUUGGUGUUGAGGAUGUGACAGUCAGUAGCGGAUGUAAGCUGAAGCUUGGAGCUACAGGUACAACACGUACAGCCGUCACUCAGCCUGGAACCACAGGGGUGUAUACAUUUAAUUCCUUGACCGUGACAGCAUCUGGUGAGGUCACUGUAACUGAUGACCUCACUAACGACCAGAGUCAAUUUUUAUAUCAGGCUAGCAAGCUUUGGGUGAAAGGUGACGGCCUUCUACACGCUGUAAAAGUCAACAUUGAUGCCGACAUCAUGAUUGUGGAUGACCUUGGACAGGUCACAGGAGAUCUUCAUACAAAAAGUUGUACUGUAGGUCAAGGUUUUCAAGCAAGUGGAGGAUCAGGUGCUGGACAUGGAGGCACAGGAGGGCAUGGAAAGAACCAAGCUCGGGUCGGACAGUCCUAUGGAUCACUUUUUGAACCUACUGAUCUUGGUUGCCGUGGAGGAUCAGGAACAAGUGGCACCACAGGGGGACGAGGUGGUGGCUCUAUGUAUUUACGUGUGAACACCACCUUGCAGAAUGAUGGCACCAUCAGCUGUAAUGGAGAGACAGCCACCAGCUAUGCUGCAGGUGGUGGUAGUGGAGGUUCUCUUCAUAUCGAUGUCAACAACAUUAAGGGUUUUGGAAAGUUCCAAGUAAUAGGUGGGGAUGGUGAUGUAUACUCAUCCUACACAGGUGGAGGAGGAUCAGGUGGACGUAUUGCUGUAUACUUAGCCGAGAACAAGACAUUUAUGGGGAAUUUUGAUGCAUAUGGUGGUCUUGGUGGAAACAGUGUGGGAAAUGGUAGUCCAGGCACAAUCUUCUUCUUCCACACAGCUCACAAUCAUUCAACUUUGUUGCUGAAUAACAACAACAGAGGACCAUCCAAAAGUGACGUUAUUGAUAAUUAUAGUGACCUUAGUGAAGAUGAAGGUCGUGCUUGGUUUUUACCAGAGCAUGGAAAUCACAGAUUUGCUUCAAACUCUGCCUUCCACUUCAACGAGCUUCAGAUCUAUGGUAAAGCUCACCUUGCUAUCCUCACCAAUCCUGUCAACUCGGCAGCAACCAUCUACUUCGACAACAUGAUAGGUGACAGAACUGGUGUACUCCAUAUUGGUGACCAACAGGAAAUGGAUUUGGAAAGACAAAAAAUUGACCUUCCAUUUACUGCUCGUAUCUACAAUGGUGGCCAUCUUGGCCUGGCACCAGACACUCAUAUACAUGGGGUGGAUAUAUACAUGAAUGGAACCAUGUCUCAUGUCCAAAAUCUGACAAUCUAUCGAGACGGGAAGCUAUGGCUGUACAGAGAAGGCAGAACGACUGGAAGUGAUCCAAGCAAUUAUGAAUUCAAGUGGGUACAUGUGAAAGCAAAUGGGUUUAUUCACAUGAUCACUGACAUUGUUUACCAAGUUGGGAUCAACUUCACCACAAUCGACCUACAAAUUGAUGGAGGCGGACUUGUGAGAGGGACGGCUGUGUCCUACUAUUCAACAAACAUCACUGUCGAUGCUGGUGGAGUCUUAAGUGCAGAUGAACUUGGGUAUGAAAUGGCUAAUGGUUACAAGACUGACAAUUAUGGUGUGGACCGUACAGGAACCAAUGGUUUAAUCAAUCCAGGCCGAGGAAUCACUGAGUCGUAUAGGGGAAGUGGUGCAGGUCACGGAGGAAGUGGUGGGAGAUCUGAAGGUAAUUCCCAACAGAACUGGGGAGGUGAAGCCUAUGAUGAUGUUUAUGAACCAAGUCUGCCAGGAAGUUGUGGAGGAGGUGUACUUGGUGGUAGAGGGGGUGGGCGUCUUUGGUUCAAUGUCACAGAUACUCUCUGGAUUGAUGGCACAGUCUCCUCUAAUGGUGGAAGUGGUACAACAUCAGGCUCCUCAGUCAGUGGCGGGGGAAGUGGUGGCAGUAUCCUUAUCCAUACAUAUCGCAUUACAGGCUUCGGUAAUGUUGUAGCUGCUGGUGGCCAAGGCUCAACAUACUAUUAUUACACUGUUGGUUAUAGAACAGGUGGAGGAGGUGCUGGAGGUCGGAUAGCUAUGUAUUUCCACCUCAACUCAACCUACAAUGAAUUCCGCUUCUUAGCUAAUGGUGGUCUGGCAGGUCGAGUUUGUACAGACUGUGAAGCUGGAGGACCUGGUACAAUUUUUGUAUUUCACAAAGGCUAUGAACACAGAACUCUCAUUAUUGAUAAUAAUGGGGCUCCAAGGCCAUCAACAUUAACAGUGAAUUGGAACGAACCAACAAAAGAUGGUGGACGCGCCUGGAUUCUACCACUUUCUGGAGAUCAUGACUUCGCAGGAGGAACAUACAGAUAUACAUUUGAGGAGUUACAGAUUUAUGGCAAUGCUGAUUUGGCAUUUUAUCCGCCCCAAACAAAUCCUUCCUCUAUCGUCUUUGUUCCAGGCCUUGGAUCUGUAAACUUAAAUACCUACACCUCUGAUAAUUACAAUAUGACAGUGUUCUUUAAAUACAUGAUAGGAGACAGGACAGGAGCUGUACAUUUAGGCGGAGGUCAGGUAAUGGACCUGCAUAGAGAAGAGAUAGACCUACCCUUCAACUGUUACGUAUACAAUGGAGCCUAUCUUGGUCUAGCACCAAUGACUUAUGUUCAUGGAGUUGAAAUACAUCUAAGUGGCAUUCUUGCUAAUAUUGACAACAUUACAAUCCAUCAUGGUGGAUACCUAUGGCUGAAACAUGGUGGUAGAACGCUCAAUGCUUCUCAGAGUAAAUAUGAAUUCCAGUUUGUAAGAAUUCAAGACCUAGGAGUUUUGAAUGCUACUACAGAUCCGAUAACUGACCCUGGAAUAGAGUUUGACACCAGAGCUAUAAGUGUAGAGGGAGGUGGUCUCUUACAUGGAACAUACCUAACAUUUAACACAGAAAACAUCACUGUAGAUGGAGGAGGUAAAAUCUCGACCGAAGGACUAGGAUAUCACGGACAACAUUCACAGGCCAGUCAUGGUUCUCAAUCAUACGGUGGCAGGUUAGUGAAUGUAGGACGUCCACAAGGCAUAGGAGUGGGAGGUGGACACGGUGGCACCCCUGGUCAAGGCAGCAGGUCCGGACAAACUACAGGUACCCCCUAUGGAAGUAUGUAUGAACCAGAUGCCAUUGGAAGUUCCGGAGGACCCGGUCCCAGUGGUCAUCGGGGUGGUAUUGGAGGUGGUGUUAUUUGGAUGAAUGUGACAAAAAUGAUUGAUAUUGAUGGAGAGGUCACUGCUAAUGGUGCUGAUGCUGAUACAAAUGGUGGUGGAGGUGGUAGUGGCGGCAGUAUAUGGAUGUACUGUAAUAUCAUCAGAGGAUUUGGUAAAAUAAAAGCACAUGGAGGUCAAGGGUCACAAAAUACCAAUAACCCAGGUGGUGGUGGGGCUGGAGGUCGCAUAGCCAUCUACUUUAAAGUUAAUUAUACUAUGAUGAGCUUCAGCUAUGAAGCCCAUGGAGGCCCUGCUGGAAAUGAAGCUUACUCUCAGAAUGGAGGAGGUGGGACGGUCUUCAUUUACCAUAUGCUGGAGGACCAUAGAACUUUACUUAUAGACAAUGGUGGCCGGAAAUGUAAUAGUGACAAUGUCAUUGCAGAUUAUAGUGAUCUGACCACAGACUUCUGUCGAACUUGGAUCACACAGGAAUCUGGGAGCCAUUCAUUUGCCAAUACCAAUAAUGAAUAUCACUUUGAAGAGUUGCAAAUAUAUGGGGAUGCUCACCUGGCAUUUUUGACUGAUCCUGUCGGGGAGAAAGUAGAUGUGUUUUUCUUGUAUAUGAUAGGGGAUAGGACAGGAACAGUUCAUUUGGGUCAGAACCAGGAGAUGGACCUGUUGAGAUAUGAGAUAGAUCUACCCUUCAGUGCACGUGUAUACCCUGAAGCCUACCUUGGUCUGGGCAAUUUCACUAUCAUUCAUGAUGUUCAUAUAUGGCUGCAAGGAACGUUGGCCAACAUUGAGAAUGUUACCAUGCACCAACGAGGACAUUUAACAUUGAAGUAUGGUGGCCAUACAGAGCAUAAACCAUCAGAUGAGUAUGAGUUCCAGUUUGUGAGAAUCCAGGAUGAUUCUGUAAUAGAAUCAGUCAUGGACCCAGUUACUGAGCCCGGUAUCAUUCUCACUGUGCAUAAAAGUAUGUACAUUGAAGGUGGUGGUACAAUGGUGGGUACAAACAUCUCUAUAUUGGCCUAUAAUUUCACUAUUGAUGAUGGCGGUACCCUUCAUGCUGAUGGGCGUGGAUACAGACCAACAGAUGCCACAACACAAGUGUACAACAUUGGGAAGGGUGUGGCAAGUGGUAGCGGUGGUUCUGGUGGUGGUCAUGGUGGGACGUCGGGAUAUGGUGCUGGUACCGCCCUGACAGGACAGCCUUAUGGACAUCUGUACCAGCCCUAUGCCCUUGGCAGUGCUGGGGGUGGCAGCAGUGGAGGAGCAGGAGGAGGGCUUUUAUGGCUUAAUGUGACAAAUCGUAUUGAAGUGGAUGGAGAAAUGAGGGUAAACGGGGAAGCGGCAGGUCGAGUCCAGGACGGUGGUGGUGCAGGUGGUAGUAUCUGGAUGUAUUGUUAUUUGUUCCGAGGUUUAGGAAACAUUACAGCCAAUGGAGGAGAUCCCUACCCAGUAAGUGGUACAGGUGGAGGAGGAUCUGGGGGUAGGAUUGCCAUCUACUUCACUGUCAAUGAUACAUAUCUAGGCUCCUAUAACAACCAUGGUGGUGAAGCACAGACGUCAAAUGCAAAUCACGGCGGUCCAGGAACGACACUUCUAUAUCAUCAGGUACAUGGACAUAUCACGUUGUAUGUCAACAAUGACAAACUGUCCAGCAGGAAAAGUGACUACAUCUCUGAUUACAAUGAUAUCAGUGAAGACAGCUGCAAAGCCUGGAUCAUGCCAAGUGCAGGAACACAUGCUCUAGCCUUUGGCAAUUUUGAUUAUCGUUUUGAUGAGCUCAACAUCUAUGGUUCAGCCAAUCUGGCUAUUCUACCUGAACCUGUUUCUAAUGGCGCUAAUCUUCACUUUAAAAACAUGAUUGGAGACAGAACUGGCACUGUUCAUGUUGGUCCAAGCCAGGUCAUGGAUCUGAAACGACAAUUUGUAGAUACACCUUUUAACUCUUAUGUCUAUGAAAAUGGGUAUCUAGGACUUGCCCCAGACACAAAUAUUGAACAUGUCUUUGUCCAUCUGGAAGGUACCAUGGAUCAUAUCAUCAAUCUGACAAUGAUUGGAGACGCGAAACUACUUCUUCAACUGACAGGCUCGACCAAUAGUAGAGCUGCUCGUCAGUAUCAUAUCAAUGGAACAACCAUCAUUAAGGCUAGGUCCCUCAUUAACUGCUCCAAUCCACGGGCUAGCAGUGAUCGGUAUGAUCUGGUGUUUAACUACCUCCAGGUAGAGGGAGGUGGGGACAUCAAGGGUAGCUAUAUGAAGAUCAAAGCUGAAGAUUUCUUAAUUGACGAUGGUGGAAAUGUUUCUGUCAGUAAUGGUGGCCACUCUCCUGAACAGGGAUCUGGUAAGGGUGAGACACACAGACUGGGAUCAAGUGGGGCAUCUCAUGGAGGUCUGGGAGGUCGCGGUGCCUGUGAUAAUUACCUAGCUUGCCGACUGAAGCGGAACAAUCCAUAUGGAAGUCUUUAUCAACCUCUAGAGUUUGGCAGUGGAGGAGCUGGUAGUAAUGGAGGGUCAGGUGGAGGUCGUUUGGAGAUCGAGGUGACUCAUACUCUGGCUGUAGAGGGAUACAUCAUGGCCAACAGUGAGGAUGUGUCAGGAAAUCCAUCGGACCUCUCCAGUGGAGGGAGUGGAGGCAGUAUUCUUAUAAACACUGUCAACUUCACAGGAAGUCACACAGGAAAGAUCAUGGCUAAAGGAGGCUUAGCUGAUAAGACCAAAGGUGGUGGUGGAUCAGGAGGAAGGAUAGCUCUGUAUCAUUCAUCAAGUUACAACAUGCCACCAUACCGUGGGUACUAUGAGGUUGAGGGUGGAGCUGGAAACUCAGCUACAGGGUCUGAAGCUGGGGCCUCGGGCACUGUCCUCAUUCAGAACACAACCUCUGGUCACACUACACUUCGAGUAAACAAUGCUGGGCAGGCACAAGUGCAAGAAGGCACCGAUAUCAAAAAUAAAGGUCAACGACUCGAUCUCAGUUAUUCUGGUACAUAUUCUAAGAGUUCUAGUUUCACGUCAGUCGGGGGCCACACAGUGUCCUCCUCCGCUUCGACAUUUAACCUUAAUCAGUAUUACUGGAGUUCCUAUGGAUCUUACUGUUACUUCUCCAAUGAUGCCACGUCGUACUCCCUGAUGAACUUGUUUGACCAGACACUGGCUAGUAGCCGAUAUCAGAGUUACCUGGCCCAAUCAGGUUCAUUCACAUUAACCAUCACUCUAAGCAGUGCCAAGUUUGUAAAUCACAUCAAAAUUUACCCCAGCAGCAGCUACCCAUCAAGCUUUAAGGUGACAGGUUUUGAUGCUGCUGGAACCUCGUUCCCAGUGACCUCCACCUUUGUAACUCUGAGAAGUCCUGUAAUACAAGGCUCCUACCUAGUUCUGCCGUUGAUGCAGACAGCCACUAAAUUUACAGUGGAAGCAACUGGCACCAACACUGGGCGAUGUAAUUCUUACGCUGGUAUGAGUGAGAUAGAGAUCUUUGUUGAUGGAGAACAGUUAACAGACAGAUAUGAUCACCUUGAUCUUAAUGGAGCAGCCACAUGGAUAUUCACCGACACUUAUCAGGGAACCAAUGGAAACUUCCUAUUUGACACGGUACAGCUUUUAGGCAAUGCUCAUUUAGCUUUCAUGCCUGAUCCAAUAACCUCAUCCAUUACUUUGGAUAUUGGAGAGUUUGAAGGCGAUAAAACAGGCUACAUCCAUGUUGGAUUCAACCAGGAAAUGUUCAUCAAUGUAUCGGAUUCAGAUAUACCAUUCAACACCCAUGUGUACGAGACUGGAUAUGCUUUGUUUCCUCCACGGGCAUUCUUCUACAAGACACACCUCCAUACGUCAGGGGAGGUACAUGGCAUGGAAGAUAUCUUCGUAUUUGAUGGCGGCUCUGUACGAGUUGACAGUAACGGCAGUAUUGGAGUGGCUACUCCUGCCCACAUAUCUGCCAAUACACUUCACGUACAGGACAAGGGUACAUUUGCCAUGCAGUCUUACAAUGAGUCCAACAUGUUCAACGUCUUCAUCACCAACGUCACAAUAUAUGGUGGUGGAGAAUUCAAUGCAAACACAGGAGUGAACUUCACCUCCUACCAUCUGUUGGCCAUCUACUCUGGUGGUCUGAUAGACUUGUCUGGAGCUGGACAGCGUAGCCCAGAAGGAGUAGGAGGAGGCACAGGUUCUGCAUCUGGUGGCAGUGGUGGUGGCCACGGUGGCAGUGGUGGCAGAGGUUCAUCCCAGAGUACUACUGGAUUAGGUCAUGACUCUAUCUACAGCCCCAACCAGUACGGCAGUGCUGGUGGCUCAGGAUAUUAUGGUGGUUCCCUCUACUUUGGGGAUGAAUCUUUGAGGAAUGAUAUUGUGACUGGAGAUGUUGGUGGAAGAGGUGGUGGACUUCUAUACAUAAAAAGUCGACAUGUUGAUAUUGAUGGUGAAAUACGCUCUAAUGGACAAGAAGCGCACAGUACCUUUGGAUUAGGAGCAGGUGGGGGUGCUGGAGGAAGUAUAUGGAUUGUUUGUGAUGAGAUUGUCGGUCAUGGUGUGAUGAAUGCCAAUGGAGGUAAUGGGUUGUCCUAUAACAGUAUCCACGGUGGUGGAGGUGGAGGAGGACGUAUCUCUGUCCAGAGUGGCAACAUCAUCAAAAUGAAUAUCACUACAAAAGCAUAUGGAGGCACUAGUUCGGCAGAAACAGGUGGUGCUGGAACCAUGUAUGUUGAGACAUUUGACAAAACUUAUGGAAACAUUACAAAUCGUGCCCUAUCUAUCGACAACAAUGGUCAUGCUUACCCUCGUGGUUAUCAGUUUAGUCAGGGUGACCGACGAAACUUAAACGAUGGUAAUUAUGCUGACCGUACAGAAGCCGGUGGCAUCACCUGGCUGUAUCAUGAUCUUGGGGACUAUGAGUUUGACACCAUGUCUCUCAGCGGAAAUGCCCAUGUUGCUAUUCAGUCUGUGCCACCAGCUACCGCAACCAUUGAUCUGAACAUCAUCAGCGGAGACAGGACUGCUGUUUUACAUUGCGGUGUUUAUCAGACCUGCAAAUUUUUGAAGUUGAAUGAAUAUUUACCAUUUAACCUCCAGGCAUAUAGACUGAGUGUUAUAGAAAUUCCGGAGAAGAUCACGGUCCGUGAAGUUUGGUCCGAAAUUAAUGGGACAGUUAAAGGUUUACAAGAUCUGGCAGUGGAAGACCGAGGAGAAGUCUACAUCUGGUCUUAUGUCAACACCGAAGGUUCACCUCUUGGAACAUUUGCUGUGACUAACAUCUCUGUACGUGCUGGCGGCAAGUUUGAGCCACUGACUACAAAUGAUACACAGAUCACUGUGGAGGCCAUUAGGGUCAUAGUCAACGGUAAAGGCUACAUCAGGACCAACAGUCUUCAAAUGAACGCUGUCAAUAUCACUGUUGAUCUAUCAGGUGACUUCCAUGCAGACUUUACUGGCUAUUCCUCCGGCCAGGGUCCAGGUGUUGGACGCUCGGCUACUAGCCAUAAAGGUGGAUCGGGUGGAGGUCACGGAGGCAGAGGUGGACGGUCAUUAUAUGGCUAUUUCUCAGGUGAAGCAUAUGAUUCCUUCAGGUUCCCCAUCGAUAUGGGCAGUGGAGGAGGUGAAGGGCUUACAGGAGACCAGGGAGGACGUGGGGGUGGUAUUAUACAUCUGAAUGUGUCCAACGAGCUUAGAGUUGAAGGCCGUCUUCAUUCCAAUGGAGAAGAAGGUGCUGGGUCUACAGCAGGAGGUGGUGCUGGUGGCUCCAUCUAUAUCAAUGUAGGCCACCUGGAUGGUGCAGGAAGUAUUGAGACCAUUGGUGGUUCAGGAGCCUCGACCCAGGGAGGAGGUGGAGCUGGGGGGAGAAUCGCCAUAGUUCAUAGUCAGGAGAAUCACUUUACUGGGGAAUACCUCAUCCACGGUGGUUAUGGCAAGGAACAGUAUGGAGGAUCUGGCACUGCCUACCUCCAGGAUAAUACCAACUCCACUCAAACUUAUCGUAAAUUCAUUGUCGACAACAACGGACACACAAGCAGUGAGAGGAUUUCGUCUGAGGUGUUGAGUAUGGUUUCCCCUCACAGUGGUACAAGCAGUAGUUACAGCACGUAUGGUGACAUUCUCGUGCAAUCUACUGGUGCUCCCUGCAACAGUACACACGCCCUGUCAGGAGUAACCAACACUGGUCAACCCUUCAUCAGCACAGACAAGACAAUUAAUGUAACGUUCACCCUGCCAGAUGACCUGUAUAUAGAAAAAGUCAGAGUCUACCCUUUCUGUGAUGAUUCAUUUGGAAGGUACCGUAGUGAUUUCUGGGUACUGAGUGAGCAAGGAGGUGUAGAGGUGGACCAUACUGGAGGCUAUCUUAGCAGUGAGGGAUGUCAGUAUCCAGAUACACCUCAAAUAUACAGUGAAGUGGACAUCAGGAGAAACAUUCACAAGAUAACAAUCAGAUUACGAAGUACAGAUCAGCAAGCCUCCCUAGCUGAAGUAGAGCUUGUUGUGAUUGAAGAUCCUGCUGCUAACACUCAGUCCCCAUACUCCCGAUACCAGGGAACUGCCUAUAUACUUCAUGAAACAGACAACCUGGCUGUUUAUGAAUUUGAGGAGAUCCAUAUUCAGGGAGGUGGUAGCCUGGCUAUGUCUGGUAAUGAUGCACACUUAAAGGUUCAUCAAGUCAGUGGGGACAACACAGGACAGGUCCAGGUCAAACAGAACCAGACAAUGACCACAACACCAGACAGGGCUCUGAUGCAGUUUAGUGUUAACACUGAACGCAGCUCUCACCUCACACUUCCACCCACCAUUGACUGUAGAGAUAUUGACUUUUACAUCAGAGGUCACUUUGAUGUGAUGGAUAAUGUGACAUUGAAUUCCGGCUGUAGAAUGUAUCUUGACCACUUUGAGGAGACAGUGAACCAGAUAGAAAAUUUGGACAUUAAGACGUUCGGGGAAUUGUAUGUUUUUACUGACAAGGAAGCACUGACUACACUGAAGGGGAUCUCCCUCACAGUCAGGAGUGGAGCUAAGCUGGAUUCCAAUGAUUUGGCAUUGUGGUAUACUAACAUCACAGUGGAACCAUAUGGAGAACUAACUGUAGCUGAAGCGGUACCGAAACAAGAACGCAACACUGGUAUUGGUGCUGGUCACUGUGGAAAUGCCUGUUCUGGCGGUGGCCAUGGUGGAAAUGGAGGUCAAGGUGAUGGUCAGGAAGUCGUUGGAGCUAGCCACGGAUCUUUUGUGGCACCAACUGCAUUUGGUAAAGAUGGUGGUUACAAUUCCUUCCCACACAAAGGAGGUAAAGGCGGAGGUAGAUUAUUUAUCAACACAACACAUACCCUUACUGUGGAUGGUCUGAUAUCUGCUCAGGGUGGUAACUGGGGCUCGGUAAGGAGUGGUGGAGGAUCUGGUGGCAGUGUCAUGGUGCUGACCUAUACCAUGGAUGGUGAUGGUAAAUUUGAUGUCAGUGGCGGGAAUGGCUAUGACGGAUCACAUACCACUCAAGGUGGUGGUGGAGGAGGAGGAAGACUGGCUUGGUACUAUGAACACAACUUCUUUGUUGGAACUUUCCAAGGUUUUGGUGGAACUGGUGGUUAUGAAAAUGGUGGCCCUGGAACGAUAUAUGCACACAAGAUGCCAGACAGGGAACAACCCUUUUCUUCAUUUACAUCCAACAGAACAUUAUACUUGGACAACAAUAAUAGAGUACCACGUGACCCGUUCCGAAAUCUCACGAGUUCAUAUGCUAACUACACAUUAGGAAGUGCUGUAGCCUGGCUUAUCCCAUCUGAGUAUCCUGCCUUUGUUAACGAAACUCGAAACGAAACACAAGUCGUACUGGAAGAGUUCCAGUUGUAUCGUGGAGCUCAGAUGGCCUUCCUGAUGCCAGACAAUCCAUUUGGCUGGAUUGACAUCAGAAUUGGUAUCAUUGAAGGGGACCGGUCUGGCCAUCUCCAUGUUGGAUUUAAUCAGUCACAGUAUAUUGCCAGUGGCAAGCUUCCAAAUGACCUUUCAAUUUACCAUGGAGGGGACAUAACUCUUAGAGGAGAACUACGAGCAGCAGGUGUGACCAUCAGUAUGGAGGGUGUUAUCAACAAUGUGGAGAACUUGACUGUUGUAGAUGGAGGUAUUCUGAAAAUUUAUGAGAUGAUUGAUGUGAAUAACGUCCGUCAUGAUCAACUGACAUUCAACACUCUGAAUGUCCGUAAUAAUGGUAGUAUGUUUGCGAAGAAUGGCAACGAUUCACACAUCUUAAUAGGUGAUACACUGCGUGUAUUCCCCGGUGGGCUGUUGGAGUCUAAAUACCUACAAGUGGAGGCCAAGACGGUCAUCAUUGAUGUGCUUGGCAAAAUAAGUUCAGAUUUCAAAGGUCACUGUGAUGGAGGUACUGGGAAAGGUCUUACUGUUGGCAACAUAGGGUUAGGUGGAAGUUACGGAGGAGAAGGUGGGGCAGAAAAUGACAACCAUUCACCAGCCACGGGUUACGGAUUUUUCAAUUUUCCAAAUGAGUAUGGUAGCUCUGGAGGAACAGGUACAAACAGCGCAGGCAAUACUGUGGCAGGUGGGUGUGGCGGUGGAAUCCUCAACUUCAAGCUGAGUAAUAAAAUACAAAUUGAUGGAGAUUUGACUGCUAAUGGACAGUCUGCUGACUCUACUUAUGCUGGUGGUGGCUCCGGUGGCAGUAUAUUCAUCAACACCACAGAGUUCGAUGGCACUGGCAAAAUUGAGGUUACUGGUGGAGCAGGAAGAAAUGGAGGUGGAGGAGGAAGACUGGCCAUCGUCUUCAAUGACAACCACUACAUUGGUGACAUGACAUCGACUGGAGGACUGGGCGACGGAGAAAUGGGAGCGUCUGGCACUGUGUACACUCGUGAUAUGGUUACCAGUUCAGGAGCUGAGUUCAAGCACCUUCAGGUCUACAAUCAGCAAGGAAAUGGGGACUCCAAAUCAAGAAUCUCCAUCUCCGAAGUCCAGACACCUGAACAAGAACUCGAUUUGCUUGACCUCGGCCAGUAUGCACAAGUUGGUUUCCUGGCCGUGGAUUCCAGUGGAAUGCCUGUUGUUGGGGAAAGGACACAGAAUUUGACCCAAGUGGGCGGUGAUCAUACUGCUGUAGUCCACAUCGAGCCAGGCUACAAACUGAAUAUUGUCUUCAAUGAUUCAGCCAUUCUGUCAUUUGAUGUCCAUUUGUAUGAGAAUGCAACUGUGAACCUGCCCUACGAAACCUUCCUCCUUGACUGUCGAGUGAUCCUGUUUGGUGGCAUACUACAGGGCGUAGAGAAACUCAACAUCUCCAUGGACGGCUCAUUCACAAUUUACCCACCUGCUCAACUCGGAUAUUCCCAAAAAGUCGUUCUCAACAGCAUCGACAUCCAAGAUGGUGGAUUAUUCAAUUUCCAAGGCAAUGCAGAAAAUGAUUCCUUGAUAGAGAUUAUAUUGGACGGAGGUUUUCAUGUCCAUGGAGGAGGUGAAAUGCAGGCCAAUAACCUUUAUUUGGAAGCGGUAAAUAUCACCAUAGAUGCCGAUGGUUUAGUCAACAGCAGCAGCAGAGGCUAUGAAGCUGGUCAAGGCCCUGCUUCAGGUGUAUACAGUCAGUCAGGAGGGUCCGGGGCCUCCCACGGGGGUCUUGGUGGUGUUGGUGCUGGGACCGCAUAUGCGAAUUCUGCAAUGGGAGACAUGACUCGGCCUGUUAACUAUGGCAGCGGUGGCACAGCUGCAAAUGGUAGUGCUUCAGGUGGUGGCAUCAUCCACCUGAGGGCCGAACAUCAAAUGGAAGUUGAUGGGUUUAUCACUGCGAAUGGCAUGGAUGCAGAGAGUGGAAGUCAGGGAGGCGGAGCUGGUGGCAGUAUACUGCUGGAAUCUCUCCACUUUCUGGGUACUGGGACCAUUUCUGGAAAUGGCGGUGGUGGUGGCCUUGUACCCAACUGUAACAGCCAUGAUAGUGAGAGACGAUGUCUUCAGUGUAAUUCUGGCUACUUCUGGGUCCAGUACAAUUGUGUGUCAGAUUGUCAGAAUCAAAAUAGUCGCUGCUGUGAUGCAUCUACAUUUGUUACAAACUGUGUUGCUGGGGGCAACAGCCAAUCUUCCUGUAGCUCUAGUGGCAUGAAUUGUCAGAGUGGAUUCUCUCUCGGGAGCAGUACAUUGUUCCUGACUUACUGUGGUGAUAUUGGCAGAACAUGUGCUGGUGAAACCAAUGUGCUACCCUUGAAAUAUGGAGGUGGAGGUGGUGGUGGCCGAGUGGCUGUUCUGGCCAAUGACAGCUAUGCCUUCCGUGGCAAUUACAAGACGUUUGGAGGAAAGAGUGGGAAAGAGAAUGGUGGGUCAGGCACUGUUUACUUCAGAAAGCCAGACUCAUCUGGUGGCUAUGAGGACACACUCAGAAUUGAUAACGACGGGUCAAAGCCUCUCAAUACUUUCAUCACCAACCCAGAUCAGGACAGUGGAAAGACCUAUGCUACCAUGGGAAGCACCACAAAUUCAGAACUCUUCAUUUAUAAUGUUUUGAUUUACGGAUCCGCUCAUCUUGUGUUCAAGAAUACCACACUAGAUGGAUCAAUUCCUGUGCGAAUUGGUAAUCUCCAAGGUGACAAGACAGGCAUGCUUCACAGCUUAGCAGACAUACCUGAGAUCAAAGUUAAUGAUAGUGACAGCCCAUUUCCAGCAUCCUUUGCCAUUUACGAAAAUGCUAACCUAGUGCUACCUGCAGAGGUACACCUCAUCCGACUUGAAUACACAACCAUCAAGCUGGACGGUAUAAUCAGUGGUGCUGAAAAUUUCCAUAUUGGGCAGGGAGUCAAUGUCCUUGUCGGUGAACGUGGUAAGACAAGUGGAAGUGCAGACCGUGAGUUCCAUUUUGAUACAUUGCAAGUGUAUGCUGAUGGUAAAAUGUCAUCUGACUUCAUCAAUGAGCAUAUUCCUUCCCUGGUUCUCAAUUUGACUGGUCUUAUACGACUUCAUGCUGGUGGAAGGAUUGAGGCACCCUGGCUGGAAGUGACUGCAGAUCAGGUACAACUUGACCCUGCUGGAGUCAUUGACACUACAUUACGAAAUGUCAAAACUGCCAUGGGCAGCCAAGAUGGAAUUAAUGCUCCCACAGGUGGUGGAUCUGGUGGUGGAGGUGGUGCUUCCGGUGGGCAAGGAACAAAUCAGACUGUUGUAGGAACAUCCCCAUCCUAUGGUGAUAUGUAUUUCCCAAAAGAGUUUGGUGGCACUGGGGGAGAUGGUGGUGGUUCUAGCCUCAAUCUUGGCUGUACACCAAAUGACGCCCACACCGGAGGCAACGGUGGUGGUAUCGUCCAAAUGACCAUCACCAAUGACUUGGUGUUGGACGGUGAGAUCUUGUGUAAAGGGUCUUCUGGGUCUGGACCUAGAGGAGGUGGAGGAGGAGGUGGCAGUAUCUUUAUAAAGACUAGGCAGAUGACUGGAACUGGACUUCUGAGUGUUGAGGGUGGCAGUGUGGCUAGUGGCACCAACACCUGUCAUGGUGGUGGUGGAGGUGGAGGACGUAUUGCCAUUCACUAUAAUGGCACUUUUGAUUUCAAUGGGGAAACUCAUUCCCACGGAGGAAGUGGUGGGUUGGAGUGUGGCGGUGCAGGCACUGUAUUGCUAAGAGACACCUUCACAGAGUCUGACAUCCUCAAGAUUGACAACAAAGCAGUCUGCACACCGCUGGAUGACUCGAUUGACUUCAGCGUAUUGUCCGAUACAAGACGAGGGGAACACAGCUGUCAGACAUGGUUAUUUGACCCGACAUCUCCUGUGUCUCACACACACAACUUUAGUGAGGUCUCUCUCAAGGGCGAGGCACAACUAGCAGUUUAUCGACGGAAUAUUGAUACCUUCAAUCAGUAUGUCACUAUCAACAAAGGCACUGGUGACAAAACUGGCACAUUCCAUGUUGGAAAUCUACAAGUCUUUUCAGCUACUCUGCAUGUUGAUAGUCCUGAAUUGGAUUUUGGUUUGAGAAUUUAUCAAGGUGGAACUAUGAAGGCAGAAGAAGUGCUACUUGUACAGGGUAUAACUAUCGAAUUCCAGGGGACGCUGGAAGGAGCUGAACACCUUGUCAUUGGACCCAGUGGACGCAUCAUUCUUAAGCCAUAUACCAACACCAGUGUGUCCACAACAGUAACCAACGAGAUCACAUUCACUAGCAUCACCAUACAAGGAGGCGGAGUCCUGGAAAUUAACAGCGAUGCAAACGGCAUGGUUCUCAUUGGCAACACAUUCCAUGUCGAGAGUCGCGGAGUAUUGGAUGCUGAUAAGAUAGAAAUCCGUGUUGCUAACCUUAUUGUGGAUGAUGCUGGUGUCAUUCGAACCGAUAAGAAAGCUCCUGUCGGGGUGGAUGGUACUGGUGUAGGAAGAGAUGGCAGCGGUGCAGGACAUGGCGGUAUGGGUGGAACUGGCACUAUAUCUAGUGCAGGUGGUUUGUUUUAUGGAGCCUUAAAACUGCCGGAAUCAUUUGGUAGCAGUGGUGUGACUAAUACAAGUCAGCAGACCUACGGAGGUGGUGUCAUCAAAAUUGAGGCUUCAAACUAUACUACUGUUGAUGGUACUAUCAGUUGUGAUGGCGAGGCUGGUGCUUCUGGUGCAGGAGGCGCCAGUGGAGGAUCCCUGAUAUUGGUCACAAACUAUCUCUCUGGUUCUGGCACCUUCCAGGCCAAUGGUGGAGAUGGGGAUGCUGUCAGUGGAGGAGGUGGUGGGGGGAGGCUCUCAAUAACCUACACUACAUCCGAGUUCACUGGGAAACACCUGGCUUACGGAGGCAGGGCAGCAAAUGGCGAUGGAGGAGCAGGAACUGUUUAUGUAGAGGGCGCUGGCAAAAAGAUGCUUUACAUUGAUAAUAAGACACCCAGCUCCAACAUUAAACCUAAAAUCUCCAGCAUGGAUAUGACGUCCAUUACUGCAGACGAGUCUAGCCGUACCUGGGUGCCAUUUGAUACAGCAUCCAUCACCCUAGAUGAACUGCAUAUUUUGAAUGGUGCCCACAUGGCUCUGGAGCCCAGUGCAACUGUGACAACACAUACCUUAACCAUACAAAAUGUCUAUGGUGAAGACUUUAUAAAUAAUCCGGAAAAGAAAGGAACAAUCCAUGUCGGCCAUCACCAAUCCGUGUCGAUUAGUCAGUCUAAUCUCUACCUUCCAUUUGAUGCCAAUGUUUAUACCGAAGGUGUUUUACAAUUGCCCUCAGCUGUGAAGAUGUAUAAGGGUAGUUUUCUGUUUGAAGGCAUACUGUCUGGAGUUUCUACCUGGGACAUGAUUAAUACAAAUGUAGAGCUAAAGGGCACCAGUAAGACACAGAACACUCUCACUCCUGCCUCCUUUACUAUUACCACAUUAAACAUUCUGGCAGGCAGUACAUUGACCAUGAGGGACAACAACACUAACUACAAACUCGACCUCAACUCCCUCUUUAUAGGAGCAACAGGAACCAUCCUGGGAAGGAAUCUGGAGAUUGAGGCAACCACUAGUUUUGUUACAGAAGAUGGAGCUAAUAUUGACCUUGAUGGUCAAGGGUCCUCUACAUCUGGUUCAGUGUCUAACACAUUAGGAACUAGUCAUGGUGGCCAAGGAGGAAAAGGGACAUCAGACACUAUAUAUGACCCCACUAAUGAUGAUAUGCGGAGUCCCUCAUUGCCUGGAGGUGGUAAUGGUAGGGCUGCUGGUGGGGGAGUCCUCAAGAUCACCACUGCAACCUUCACCCACAAUGGUAUCAUUUCUGCUAAUGGACAAGACGCUAAUACUACAGACUAUGGUGGGGCAGCUGGUGGCAGUAUCCAGAUCAGUUGUACAUCCAUGCAGAAUGGAGGUAUCAUCCGAGCCGAUGGCGGACAAUCAGGAAGUUCUAAUGCUGGUGGAGGAGGUGGUGGUCUCAUAGCUAUAACAUACACUACCACUUUAUACCUUGGAGACGGUGUCACAGUCUAUGGUGGAGAUGGAAACCAGCGAGGAGCUGCAGGAAUCAUAUUCCUCUCAUCAAACAAUGCUAUAUCUCCAGCCACAUCAGCUGUCAUCAAGAACAGUGGUGAGACAGAGGCAGUGUCACAACUUGUCGUGCCAGAUAAUGUUCUUGUUUUGGAGGUGGAUACAAUCGAGGUCCAAUCAAAAUGCGUCUUUGGUCUACAGGCCAGGGCUUCUGCGUCUGAUGCUGUACAGGCUAGAAUUGGUAACAUCAUCAGUGUGACCGGCUCCACUUUUGUCGUUGAGGAAUACACAGAAUUUUAUUAUGCUACAAAAUCUUCUGUUAAUAGAAACAAUGUUGUUCUGCCAAAUGACAUCUAUGUGAAAGAGAGAGCAAAGAUAGAACUUCCAGAGACCACGGUAUUGGAGAGAGAUGUCACUCUAGAAUUAUGUGGAGCCUUGCUUCUUAAUACUAAACACCUUACUAUUAGAGACGGUGGUUUACUAAAGAUGGCAUUCCCGGGUACUUCUGGAACGAAUCUAUCCCCGUCACAGAGUGUGCUGUUGUUAGAUACACUGGCUGUGGACUAUGGAGGAGACAUACAACGGUCCAGCAAAUGUGAGGGAUCCACAGGAAGCAAGAAAACAACAGUACAAAUUACUGACUAUCAGGUUGUCUCCACCUUUAAUAUCCCUACAUCCUCGUACACUCUUCAGACAGGAUAUACAACCUCAUACCUGAGUCAAACAACCAAUCUCACCUGCACUGGUGAUGUGUACAUUCCACGGACCCAGGAAUGUAAUCUGGCUGCUGUAUCUCACACAUUCACAUCCAUUGUGAUUGAGGCAGGAGGGAAGUUGAAUAUUCUUGGUGAUCCUGAUGGAGUUAACAUGACUACCAUCAACACUGAUUCUUUGGAAAUAAAAUUUGGAGGAGAGAUCAAUGGUGUUGGAGCAGGGUACCAGACAUCUGGUCCUGGAGCAGCAACAUCCUCUUCAAAUGGUGCGACCCAUGGCGGUACAGGAAAGGACAGCACAGCAGACCCUUAUGGAAGUGUUACUGCACCCAGGACACAUGGAAGUAAUGGAAACAGUGCCACAGCUACAACAAAGCGUGGUGGUGGACAGGUGGAGAUAAUUGUGACUGGGUCCAUGGUCGUGAAUGGUGAUAUAAAGAUGGAUGGUCAGGACGGUGCCAGUGGAGGAAGUAUCAUCCUUAAUGGACAGUCACUGUCUGGGAAUGGUGUCAUCCAGGCCAAUGGAGGAGCUCGAGGUGGUGGAGGACGUGUGGCAGUGAUCACCUCUAAUACCUACACUUUUGAUGGGACAAUCACAGCUUCUGGAGGAGACACAGACUCAAGUCCAGGCACAGUGUAUUUACAGAAACCUCUGGCUGGGGGCCAGACAGGAAAGGAAUUGAUAAUUAGUGGUACAGGAACCACAAGAUUGUUGAAUGCACAAAAUAUAGCCAGUACUACAUUUACCAAGCUGAGUCUGGACAACAGUAACACCAUGAAAGUGGAGACAACUGUGACAGUCACAGAACUGCUCGGAGAUGGGUCAGCAACAAUACACAUUACUGGCGGGAAAACUUUCAGUGUCUCUCAGUUCCUGGAUGACCAUACAGGGAGUCAGUGUAGCUUUAUUGUUGAUGCAUCAGGUACACUCAGUGCGACAGCUGACUUGUUUGUAACUGGAGCCAGUCCAGAAUUGGUGGUGAGAGGAUCAGUCACAUCUUCUACAUUAACCAUUGGGAAAAGUGGAGCCUUUACUUUGUAUGACACUGGUGCAAUGGAGUUAACCUCUCUUGUUCUUAAGGAGUAUGCCACAGGUGAGAUUAAAACGGGCGGAAGCCUCAAUCCAAGUGGAAGCUCUCUGACUCUGCUGAGAUUCGGCUACAACUCCUCCAUGACGUACAACGAAAAUUCCAUAACCAUUAAGGCAACUGACUUAGAAAUGUAUCCAGAAUCAAGACUCUACCUCGCAAAGGACACCAAAGAGUUCAUUUUUCAGGGUGAUAACUUAAAAAUAGAGGAUGGAGCUAGUAUAUCUGUUUCAGGAGGUGGAUCAACUGCUGGCCAGGGUGCAGGUAGUACUACCAAAGGUGCUAGUCAUGGUGGUGAAGGAGGUAACAACCCGAAUGUCCAGUAUGGGAGCUCCAUAUUACCAGCAGCUGCAGGAAGUGGCUGUUCUAGUAACAGAGGUGGUGGCAUCAUUAAAAUAGAGGCUUCGUCUGGUACAGUAACGAUAGAUGGAACAUUGGAAGCAGAUGGUGAUGUGGGUACAACUGAAGGUGGUGCCAGUGGUGGCAGUAUAUACAUCAACGCCAAUUCACUUGAAGGUCAUGGAGUCAUCAGUGCCAAUGGUGGCAACAGUGACACACAGGGCGGUGGUGGUGGAGGCAGGAUAGCCAUCAUUGCAAAUUCCAUUACAAACUUCCACGGGAAAGCUCAGAGUUUUGGUGGCGAAGGUGGUACUGAGCACGGUGCAAGUGGAACUGUCUACAAACAGUACACCAAAUCUGGUAGUGCCCUGAAGAAAUCCAUCAGUAUUGACAAUAAUGGCCUAGAGACACCCAGACAGACGUGGAUUAGCAGCAUCACUUCAACACUUUCAGAGCUGAUCCUCAAUGGAAAGGCUAAGGCUUCUUUUGUUACCACAAUCACAACGGCCACUAUUGAGAUUGUUAUCGGUGACUACACAGGCACCUUGUUUAUUGAUUCCAGUCAGGACUUUGACAUUGCCACAUCCUAUGGUACACAGUAUCCAUUUGCUCUCGAGUGUAGACUUAUUAUUGAAGGAAUUGCCAAACUGCCUGCUAAGCUGUUAAUAAAAGAUGAUGACACAGCAGAUGAUACUGUCAAUUUCCAAGUUCAAGGAACAAUCAUUAAUAUGCGUAACUUCAUUGUGGCAACAGGAGGCAAGGCAAGCUUUUCUUCCACAAGUCGUAGUGGGUUGUCGUCAGCAAAUGUUGGCGUGGCCUCAAAAUUAUCCUUGACAACACUGGAUGUAACUACCGAUGGUGUGCUAACUCUCGGUACUGACUCUGCAACUGUUUUCACACUAUCAGUGCUCAAUGACCUUAACAUCAAAUUUGGCGGCACACUGGAAGGAAAGUACCUUACUGUCGAAGCUCGUAACCUGCAAGUGGCAUAUGAAGGAGAGAUCAGCACAAAUGGACAAGGCUCAUCGGCAGGAACAGGGACUGGAGCUGGAUCUGAUGGUUCAGGGGCCUCUUAUGGAGGUACAGGGGGAAAUUCAAGCUCAGUUUCUACACCUGCUGUAGAAUACUAUGGGAAUGUGUUUGCUGCUGGAGAUAUAGGCUCCGGUGGUGGUGACACUAAUACAGGAGGAACAGGUGGAGUAGGAGGUGGUAAGAUUUCUAUUGCUGUCACAGAUAAGUUCACUCUAAAUGGAAAUAUUUCAGCUAAUGGCAUGGAAGGUGCAGAUGGUGGAGGAGGUGGCAGUGGAGGCUCCAUUGUUGUAACAUCCACUGAUCUGAUUGGAGGUGGUGUUUUGUCUGUACAAGGUGGGGGAUCCAAUUCUUCUGGUGGUGGUGGAGGUGGAGGAGGCCGAGUCUUCCUCGACAUCUCUGGAGACUACAACUUUACUGGAGAUUAUAAGCUUCAGGGAGGCAAUGCCUCAUCAGGAGGUCAUGGAGGAGGUGCUGGAACAGCCUACAUCAAAGCUAUAAAGAGUAGUCUCCUCUUUACACAUUUAAUGGCUGACAACUCAUUUGUGACAGGAGACGAAUUGUCUGGAACUGUCAUCGAUAUCUCUGGAAGUUCAGAGGUUAGAGUUGACCAGCUCACUGUAGGAGAUGAUGUGCUUCUACAUGUGACUACUUCAAACCUUCAUUUCAAAGCAAAGGAACUUGAUUGUGGAACAAGAAGUACACUAAAGAUUGAUGAUGAUGUUAUAUUCACAGCUGAUGAGGACAAGACCUACACCCAGCUGAAAUGCAGCCUUGUACUGACAGAGAGAGGAGAGGCUAGGUUACCCUCUACAACAGAAUUUAAUGGAGCAGGAAAUAUAUUUGAUGGUACACUAACUAACAUCAACAAUAUGAUCAUUGCUUCCCGUCAAACUGCAAGUUUCUCAGCGAAGACAAGGACAGCCAGUUAUUCCAGUGGAGCCCACGUGUAUAUCACUGAUGCUGGGGCCUACAGGUUUAGCUCGCUGGUCAUCAAGAGUUAUGGUACAGGGAUCCUGCCUAAGACAGGAAAGAAACUGUUAAUUAGCACCCUGGAGAUACACUAUGCAGGUGUACUUUAUGCUGAAACCCUUGAUAUGGAGAGUAACAACAUCAACCUUAAUCCAGGGUCUGCUAUUGAUUUAAGUGGCGGAGGCCCAGGAGCUGGUCAAGGCACAGGAGCUGGAUCAGAUGUAAGUUAUGUAGGUACUGGUGGAGGUCAUGGUGCUGAAGGAGGAUCAGCUUCCUCUGGUGUCCCAGGAGGUGCUGCUUACGGUUUAGUACGAUCUACCAAUGAAACAGGCAGUGGAGGAGGCAGCAACACAUUAGGUGGAAUAGGAGGGAAUGGUGGGGGUCUUCUUACUCUCCUUGUACAGGAUACACUGAAUAAUGAAGGAUCAAUAAAGGCUGAUGGUAAUCCAGGAAAUGGUACAGACGCUGGUGGUGGCAGCGGUGGGACAUUGUAUGUACAGUCAAAAUACUUUACAGGACACGGCACCAUGAGUGCCAAUGGAGGAGCUGGUUCUGGACAAGGAGGAGGGGGUGCUGGGGGCAGGAUUGUCAUCACCCUCACAGAAGAGUAUACAUUUGAAGGCACUUUGACGGCUUAUGGUGCCGGAAAUGAUGAUGAUUUUAACACUGUGAAGGCUGGCCCCGGUACUGUUUUCAUCUAUGAUGGAACAACCACACUGUCAAGUCCUAAUCGUCGUUUGUUGGUGAAGGGAGAUACAACAGACCCACUCCAAUCACAGACAAGGACAAAGAUUCAAGGCACUUCAUCUGACCAUUAUAUCUUUGAUGAAAUGACUCUCAAUGGCUAUGCCAACUCCGAAUUUGGAACCACAGAUACUGUCCUGAGUGUGAAGAAGUUUUAUGGUGAUAAGACAAGCUGGUUGUUUGUUGAAGAUGAACAGAUACUGAAGGCAGAAUAUGUGGAGGGUGUUGAAAGCAGUCUGGUAUUGGUUGUUAACAUGGACAUAGGGGAAAAUGCAACACUUCAUGCACCAGUUAACAUGACUGUUGCUGGUGUUACUGCAGUAUUGAGAGGCCAAGUAACCUGUAAAAAUAUGAUUGUGGAAGAGAAUGGCAAAAUUUACCUACACAACACAUCCUACACUGCCAACUUUGAACAAGGUGUAUACAAGGCAACAAGUACUGCAGGCAGUUACAAUCUUGCUCUGCUCAUUCUGAAGAAAAACUCCUACUUCAUACCUGUAGUCAGACUUGACCUUACCGUAGCUACCUUCGAUAUGAAACGGUUUGUAAAGCUGUAUGCCAACUCAAUAAAAUUAACAGUGGGUUCUUUGACCAUUGAAAGGGAAGCAGAACUCAACGUGGACGGAAAAGGUUUAGUGGCAGAUGCUCCAGCAUCGGCACAAGGCAAAAAUAAAUCUGGAGGAGCCUAUGCUAGUUCUGGUGGAGUAGGUGCGUCCUUUACAACCAGCGAUACACCAGAGGCUUUUGGUACCAUUUAUCAACCUCUUACUGUGGGUACACGAGGAGGAGAUGGAGGCUACGGUGGAAGUGUUAUACAAAUUACAGCAGUGACAUUCUCUCUUAAUGGUUUACUGUCUGCCAAGGGUGAGGGUUCUACCACAGGAGGUGGAGGCAGUGGCGGCAGUAUAUAUGUGAUUUGUCUUGAAAGUAUUACUGGUUUUGGUACAAUGUCUGUCAAUGGAGGGGAUGCCACAGGAUCGGAUAGCGGGGGUGGAAGUGCUGGUCGUAUCGCUGUCGAAUCUCUUUCAGAAACAUUCUCUCAGACAGGGACAUAUAGUGCUCAGGGAGGGAACUCUCCAGCUGCAAAUGGAAAAGGAGGACCUGGUUCUAUAUAUCAGAAAAUUGGAAGUACAACUGCCAACACAAUUGUUGAGACCUUGACCAUUGACAACAGUAAUGGGCAGCAGGACUACUAUAUGACUUUAGCUGAAAGUGACUUAGACCUUGAAUUUGACAGGGUCAAUAUGUAUAAUUAUGCAAAGCUUCAAAUUGCUGUUGACACAUCUGUUAAUAAAACCAUUAACAUUCUCAAGGUUAAUAGUGAUGGAACUGGAAUACUGCGUCUCCGUUCUAAUCAGAAAGGCACACUGGAGAGAACUGUUACAUCAACUGUGUCAAAGCUGGAGAUCAACCUUGAGCUGCAUGAUGGAGGAGAAUUUGUGUUGUCAGAAACUUCAACAAUUCUUGGAAAAGCAUCAACGGCCCUGGAUUUGGAUGGUCUAUUAAGAGGUGUAGUAAAUUUGAUCCUUGGACCAGGACGACACAUGAGAAUGGGUGAAAAUGCCAUGAUUGUGCCAUUCCAAGCCACAGCUCUCUCCUCCCAAGCCAGAGUGACCUUUGGAACAUUUCAGAUGGACCCAGCCAGUGCUUUGGAUUAUGAUAAAAACACUGGAGCUGACAUGUUAGUAAGCAUCCUUGAUAUCAAGUAUCAGGCAUGCCUGAGAGCAGAUUACUUCAACAUCUCCUCAUCCUAUAUCCUUAUAGAACAAGAAGCUUGUCUGUCUGCUGCCAGCUAUGAUAGAACACUGUCAACAACCAUUGACACAGACUCCGGAAAUGCCACAGAGGCAAAUGGCAAGAAGGGUGGAGCUGGUCAUGCUGGCAAUGGUGGAGGUCCAAUGGCUAUUGCUGGAGGCUACUAUGGCUCCUUGUACAAUCCCAUUGAAUCGGGCAGUAGGGCUAGACCAGCAGGCGGUAAGGGAGGUGGAAAGGUUUACCUGAAAGCUGGUAGUCAGAUAUACAAUGAUGGAGAAGUGACUGUGAGUGGUAGUGGCAGUGUAGAAGGAGGUGGCAGUGCAGGUAGUAUCUGGAUAGACACAGUUGAUAUUGAUGGUUAUGGCACAUUCUCUGCUGUAGGAGGAAAUGGACUUGCCCAGAACGUAGGUGGUGGCUCAGCAGGCCGAAUAGCAAUCAAUUGCACAAAAGAAAUUGCAUUUGAAGGUGAAUAUUUGGCAAAUGGUGGCUCAGGAUUUACAGAUGAGGAUGCUGGAGGUGCUGGAACAGUGUACCUUGAGGACAUACGAAACUUCAAACCAUACAGACGUCUUCUAAUUGAUAACAAGAAGCGACCAAUUGACAAAUAUGCCACUAUAAAAGAAUCCAAUAUGAACGACUUUUUCUUUGAUGAACUCCACCUUAUGAAUAAUGCUGCACUGCAGAUUAUUGGUAAUGGAGUGACAGUAAAUCUUGAUGUUAGGCAGAUGGUUGGCGAUCGAAGUGGCCUCCUACAUGUUCAUGGGGACCAGAAAUUUGUUCUGGAGUUUGAGGAAGCCAAGAGAAAGGCAUUCACAUCAGGUGUUAACUUCAUUAUUGAUGAAAAUGGAGAAUUACAUUUGCCAGGCAUCGUUUACAUAUAUGGUUCAGGUAUCAACAUGUUGGGAGCUUAUCCAGAGGAUAGGUCUAUUCAGGUGUUUGGAACACUAACAGGAGUCCUAGAUCUGGUUCUUGGAUUUGAAACUUUAAUGUACCUUGGCCUGAAUGCUAACACAGCUAUGCUUGCAAAUGGUGCCUAUUUAUAUAAAGACACCAGCGGCAAUGCUCGUUUUGGAACUGUUGAUCUGCGUGCUUUGUCCACUCUGAAAUAUGCUCCAAAUGUUCCCAUGAAUGCCACCUUUGGCCAGUUGGAUUCGAGAUACAAGUCUACCGUCUCUGCAGAGAGUGUCUUUUUGAUAGUCUCAGUGCUAAAUAUUGAAGCUGGGGCCAAAAUGACUUCUUCAUCUACCGACAGACCUCUCGACACACAAGAUGAAAUGUUGGGAACUGGAAGCUCGUAUGGCAGUUAUGGCACAGGCGGCGGUCAUGCUAGUCUUGGUGGUGGAAUAUAUGACCAAUCCACCAAACUGCCUCUCAGGGAGGGUGGGGCAUACUAUGAUAGUCUUUACACUCCAAACAGACGAGGAAGUGCUGGUGGCAGUAUCAGCAAUAGUUCACCUGGCAUGGGUGGUGGCAUCAUCAACCUCCAUGUCGCUAGAAGUCUCUUGGUUGAUGGAUCGGUCUCCUCAGAUGGCAGUGACGGCGAUUCUUCUGAUGCUGGUGGUGGCAGUGGUGGGACAGUUUAUAUAGCCUCACCCAACCUUGAAGGCCAUGGGUUAUUUUCCACUAGAGGAGGAGCAGGUUAUACAGGAGGCGCUGGUGGCAGAAUGGCAUUUUAUCUUGACUCGGAAAUCUACUUCUUUGGCAAAUUCAACAGCACUGGAGGUUCUGGGCAAGGAGCACAUAUGGAUGAAGGUGGUCCUGGAACAACAUUCAUACAAGACACACGCUUCAAACGACCUUACAAACAACUGUUUUUGGACAAUCAUGAGAGACAUUGGGACCAUUAUGUAGAAAUGGAUGAAGAAAAUGUUACUUUAUAUGAAUUCAAUGAUGUUCAUAUGUAUGGUAAUGUCUCCUUAUCAAUGAAAGAGGACACAAAUGUAACAAAAACGCUCAGAAUUGACAAAUUUUAUGGUGACAAAACAGCAAGACUUCACAUGAAAGCAAACCAGACCGGUUACCUUGAGGAAAGCCAGUCACUAACCAAGACACCUAUCAACCUUUGGGUAGACAGUGGUGCCAAGGUAUUCCUGUCACAGCUUGUUUACAUGCUAGGAAAGGGUGAGAUAGCCUUCAAGUGGAACGGUGAGAUCAUCGGUGUCCAGCACAUGAGAAUAGUUCCUGGUAGAAUCAUCAACAUUGGUCCCGGGGCUCAAACAAGCUCUUACAACAGUGGAGUGUACACAGCCGGUGUGCCAGGCUGGUUCUUGUUUGGCAGUUUGGAGCAGGGCUCAGGAUCCAUAAUGGAACUGCCCCCUCCUAUGGGACUUAAACUGACAGUGGGCUACUUGGAUGUGAAAUAUGAGGCACUGUUUAAAGCAGAUACAUUUGAAAUUGAAGCUUCAGACUUCAUGCUGGAACCAUUAGCCAUCUUCCUUUGUAGUGGUACAGCUGUUGUUGGUGGCACUGGUCAUCCAACAAAUGCAUCUACUGGUGGUGGUCAUGCAUCAAGAGGUGGUCACAAUACUGCUUCAGAACUUGGUGGCAUAGCUUACGGAUCUCUUUACGAGCCAGAUGAAACAGGCAGCAGUGGUGGUGAUAGUGCUGCAGGUGUAUCUGGUGGUCGAGGUGGAGGCAAGGCCAAGAUUUCUGUUGGUACUCAGUUCCUUUUGGAUGGUUCAAUAAUGGCAGAUGGUGCUGAUGGAUCAGCCAACAGCGGUGGUGGCAGUGGUGGGUCUGUCUGGGUUAUUGCUGGACAAUUCAGAGGCCAUGGAACAAUCAGCACAAGUGGAGGUUCUGGUCACGAGACCGCUGGAGGAGGUGCUGGUGGGCGCAUUGCAGCCCAUUCUGUAGAAUAUAAUCAGUUCCGUGGUCAGUUACUGGCCAUUGGACAGGAUGGUACCACCACAGGGGAUAUGGGCGGACCAGGUUCAGUGUUUAUUGAGGACAAGGUCACAGCCUACACCUAUGAGAGUCGAUUGUAUAUAGACGGAAACAAUUUGGCUACUCCAAAACCACUGGUGGUGUGGGAACGCAACCCUAGAAUCGUCAGUACCAAUGAAUCCAUAGACAAUGAUGCAGACCUCAACUUUGAUCAUCUCAUGUUGAAUAAAAAGGCAAUGAUCCAGAUAGCUGAUCAAGGAGGCUCUGGUAUAAACUCGAUCAACAUUGGUCUCGUCCUGGGAGAUAUGUCGGGAUAUUUACAUAUGCGGAAUAACCAACACUUUUAUGUUGAGUAUGACAAGUACAGUAUCAUCCGGUCCAUUCCUCCUACAAACUUCAUCGUGGAUGAGAAAUCAAACAUGUAUGCAUCAACUGACCUAAGACUGAUUGGAACCGGUCAUCCUACCCUAGAUUUACUUGGCCAUCUCGUCGGGGUUAUGAAUCUCACACUGGAAUACAGCCGUAGCAUGACUAUAGCCACAACAGCCAAAAACAGCCGAUUUAUCAAUGGGGCUUACCUAGCUCUGCCUAAUGGUACUCUGGCAUUUGAUUACCUGUCUCUCCAGGCUCAGGCAGAAAUCUCACACAGUAAGGACAUCAACCUGGAGGUGUCGGAUGUGAUGAUGCGGUACAGCUCAGGGAUCUAUGGAGACUCUAUCACCAUUACAGCUGGAAACAUGCACCUAGAGGGUGAGGCCCGUCUGGAUACUGGAGGUCGCGGUCUGAUGUGGACAGGCACUGGUGAUGGUGGUUUGGACUCCUCAGGAUAUGGAAUAGGUGGUGGAUAUGGAGGCUAUGGAGGCGGUGCUAACACUGUCAAUUAUACAAACGGAGGUGCAUCCUAUGGGUCUUACAAGGCACCAGUACAUCAUGGCAGUAAGGGGGGUGGAAGCAAUGGUGGCCGGGGAGGUGGAAUCAUUGACCUAGAAAUCACCAGAUCCAUCCAUCUUGACGGUAUCAUCACAAGUCAGGGCGGUAAUGCAUCUGUAGACAGCAGUGGUGGAGGAAGCGGUGGUAGUAUCUACAUGAGAGCUGUCAACUUCUCCGGGCAUGGCCAAGUCAGUGUCGAAGGAGGGAAUGGAAAUGAUUGGGGCUUUGGCGGCUCAGGAGGCCGAGCUUGUGCCCAUGUGUUCUGGAACAGAGAAUUCAAUGGUGACUAUUUGACCUAUGGAGGGUAUGGAGGCUCACAACGGUCUGAUGAAAGUGCUAAUGGUGCUUCUGGCACUGUAUACUUCACAGGGUCUGACCAAGGCCUGACAGGUAGAGAAGUUCUUAACAGCACCAAUGGGACAAUUGUAUACAAGGAUGGGUUCCGAAAGCUUAUUAUUGACAAUGCUAAUAGAAAUCACUUGCUGCCAACUGUCAUCAUGGCAGAAGGUGGAGUUUCUGCGGAAUUCGAGUUUGACCAGCUGGAAGCAAAUAGUCAUGCAGUGCUUGAGAUGCAUGGUAGCACAUCACAGCUGAUAGUCCAUGACUUUGAAGGAGAUCAAACAGGUCUCAUGUAUUUAAAAGCACAACAGACAGUUCAUGUGGAAUAUGUGGAGUCCACAGCAGGUUAUACUGUUGCUCCGGUGAGCUUUAAUGUGGAAUCUGGUGCUGAGAUACGUCUUCCAUCCACAGUUAUCAUGUUAGGAACACGGUCAGAAAUGAAAGGCCGCAUGACCAAUGUCCAGAAUCUGACCAUUGCAGAUGGAGCAAACACAGUGUUUCAUUCUACAGCCAGAACAGCUCUGAUAGAGGCUGGAAAAUUCACACAUGUAACCCAGCCUGGAAAUAUCAGUUUGACAUUAUUCAAGAUACAGAGAGGUUCUCAGGCUUUCCUACAGGAAACUCAGACAAACCUCGUCAUCACUAUCACGAAGCUGCUGAUCCAGUAUGAGGGUCGCAUGUGGAUGAACACGGGUAUGAUUGUUUCAGACAUAGGAGUUAUAGAAAGCUUGGCAGUGCUCAGUCUGGCUUACGAAGGUUAUAAAGCAGAAUUAGGACCUGGCAAAGGAAAUACUGUCGGUAGCUCUGGUUCUGGGGCUGCUCAUGGUGGCCAUGGUGGUGCCCCAGAACCAGAUACUGGUGGAGUACCAUAUGAUUCAACCAUGAAAGCAUUGGAACCUGGCAGUGGUGGAGGAAAUGGUUUAGGUACUGGUGGAAGUGGAGGUGGGUACAUGGUGUGGGAUAAUGGUAAAAACUUGUGGAUCGAUGGUGAGCUGUCCAUUGCAGGACAGUCUGGAUCUGGAAACGGUGCUGGUGGAGGAAGUGGAGGUGGACUUUUCAUGAAAACACUCAACUUUACUGGGUAUGGUGUAGUCAACGCAGCUGGUGGAAGUGCGUCUGGCAUUGGUAAUGGGGGAGGUGGUGCAGGUGGAAGAGUUUCAAUCCAUAUUGACUUUGCUAACAAGUUCACAGGUUUGAUAACGACUGGUGGAGGAAUAGGGUCAGGAACUUACCCAGCUGGAGCGUCAGGCACUACUUACAUCCAGGAAAAUAAUCGAGGACCUCAGUAUGCAGAGAUUAAAUAUGAUGUUGCAACAAAUACUAACAUUAAAGUUGCAACACAUAGACGUGUGUUAGUAGAUAACUUUGAUACUGAUAAAGAACUGUAUGCAAAUCAUGGAAUACCUUGGAUUUACACAGUUAUUGAGGAGAGCCAACAAGCUGAAUACACAUAUGAUGAACUUGAAUUGCGCGGUCACUCAAAUUUACAGAUAGGAUAUGCAGAUCCAUCAGUUUCGCCAAAUGUUACUGUGGUCGUACACAGAAUGUAUGGGGACAAUACAGGUCUUAUAAAUAUUCGUGAAAACCAGACACUGUAUGUGGAAGUUGUUGAGUCUCUCACUAAUGAAACAUAUGCACCAUGCAGCUUCAAAUGUGAUAGCGGUUCUGAAACAUUGUUCCCUGAAUGGACAAAUAUGUUUGGAUCAAGAUCAUUCAUCGCUGGACUGAUAACAGGAAUUGAAAAGUUGAUGGUACGUAGAGGAGCAGAUCUUCUGUUUUACUCAACUGGUCACACUGCCAAGAUUGAAAAUGGUCAAUACACUACCAUGACAGAUCCUGGUAACUUUGAGUUCCCACAGUUCCAUGUAGGCAGAUUCUCUGUAGCAGAAUUCCAACACAUCACAACAUCUAUGACCUUGACAUGCGCUGACUUCCUGGUCAAACAUCAAGGUUUAUUCUAUAUGAACUAUGCCAAUAUUUACUCCAGUUAUGCCCAUAUUGAAAGUGAAGCCAUACUUUCCUUGGAUGAAAGAGGGAAUGGAGCAGAGACAGGUUAUGGUAAAGGGACUACAAAGAAUGGUAUUGGAUGUGGUGGUGGACAUGGAGGCUGGGGCGGCUGUCCCACACCAGACUAUGGUGGUGAACCCUUCAACUCUGUCUUCUCUCCUGGAAAUGGUGUUUUAUUGGCAACUGAAGAAUUUUCUGGAAGUGGUGGUGGUAAUGGUGGUGGACAAGGUGGCUCAGGAGGAGGAUUCCUCCUCUGGGAGGUUGGUGACCUUCUGGAACUAAACGGUUUGUUGUCCCUUAACGGAUCUGAUGGAGUAGGUGGAAAUGCUGGUGGUGGCAGUGGUGGCAGUGUGUUGAUAAAAACAAUGAAUAUGUCGGGACAUGGAGGCAUAUCAGUAAAGGGUGGCAACGGUGUUAGCUCUGGAGGUGGAGGAUCUGGUGGACGUAUAGCCAUUCACUGUAAGUGGAGAUAUCAAUAUGGAGGAGCAUUCGACAACUAUGGUGGUGACGGUGGCUCAACUCAAAAACAGGCACACACUGGUGCGGCAGGAACCUCUUUCAGAGAGGAGAACCUCCGGGAACUUGAGUACAGGUUAAAGAAAUAUGACAAAGUACACAACACAACAUUUUUGGAGGUAGACCACAAGUAUGUACACUCAGAUAACUUGCUCAAGUACAGUCCCGCACCAACUCUUCUGAUGGCAAAUGACACUUACGAUUAUGAAUUUAACGAAAUUGACUUGACAGGAAGUUCCAGAAUGAUGAUCUAUCAUCCAAAUACUACGGACAGAAAUGUCACCGUUAUUGGCCACAAGUUCCUGGGUGAUAAAACAGGUCAGCUCCACACCCGAUCUAACCAGCAUGUAUACGUGGAAUAUGUUGAAUCGGUUCUAAAUAGAACUGAGGCUGUAUGUAGCUUUAUCAUUGAACAGUACAGUGAAAUCAUCUUCCCCGAAGAGGUUCAUGUUCAAGGUACUAACAGCACAAUAGCAGGAGAGGUGACUGGAGUUCUGGAUCUGAGUAUUGAAAGAGACGCGUUUAUGGAGUUCAUGUCAACCGCUAAUACUGCCAAUAUAAAGAAUGGUGUCAAAGUUAAUAUACAGGAACCUAGUUACUUCGCUUUUGGAACUGUCACUGUCAAACAAGGUGGGUUGAUGGGUUUCUCAAAAAUUGCUGACGUUAUGCAUCUGGAGGCAGGAAAAAUUGAAGUGCGUUACCAAGGUGUAUUAUACAUGAAUGAUGCAGAUCUAGAAUCGGGAUUUGCCGAGAUAGAGAGUCAAGGAACGUUCCAUCUGAACGGGCAUGGACAUACAGCUGAGAAUGGCCUAGGGGCAGGACAGACUGUUGGUUCUGUUGGCUGUGGUGCCAGUCAUGGAGGCUUUGGUGGCUGCUCUAACCAAGCUCAGGCUACACAUCCCUAUGGAUCUGUUUACUCACCAAAAGAACUUGGAAGUGGAGGAGGCAAUGGCCAAGGCACAGGAGGAAAUGGAGGAGGCAGAUUGAUGUGGGAUGUUGCCGUUCACUUCGAGCUUAAUGGCUUGCUUGCUUUACAGGGAAAUGAUGGUCAGGGAUCCAAUGCUGGAGGUGGCUCAGGGGGUAGUCUUCUUGUAAAAACAACCAACUUUACCGGCCAUGGUGAGGUAAAUGUAGAAGGAGGCAAUGGAGUAGGUUCUGGUGGUGGAGCUGCAGGAGGCAGAGUCGGCAUCCAUUGUCAAUACAGGUACACCUACGGAGGAAAGUACACCAAUCAUGGAGGUACUGGUGGAACUGGAGCCCCAGCAGGAACCACAUUUGUGGAGAACAACAUGCGUCCACUUGAGUACAGAAUAUUGAAGUAUAUGCCUGGUACUAAUACAACUUACUUCCAGGUAGAUCAUCGGUACCUACACAUGGACAACAUUGGCAAUCUUGUAGAAGGUUCCACUCUUAUUAUGGAAAAUGAAACAAUAACUUACGAGUUUGAUGAAGCAGAAGUGACUGGAGCAUCCAUAGCCCAGAUCUACCAUCCCUUAGACUCCCAAGUUACUGUAACCAUUCACAAAGUCCUAGGGGACAAGACAGGACAGCUCCACAUGAGAGAAAACCAGACAGUGUACUUGGAGUAUGUAGAGUCGGAAUCCAAUGUCACAGAAGCUCCAGUCAGCUACUACAUUGACUAUGGUGCUACUAUUAUUAUGCCUACUGAGGUACACAUGCAUGGUGUUCGUACAAAUCUGUCAGGUUUAUUGGUGGGUGUACACCAUCUGUACAUAGAAGAAAAUGGAGCAGUCUCUGUAUUUGCCACAUCCCAGACUGCACAGCUUUCCAGUGGAGUAAGAACUGAUACUACAACACCAGGAAAUUUCUCUCUACCAUCCAUGAAGAUCAAUGCCUAUGGUAGUAUUGAAUUUAGACAUAUAUCAAAUGAUCUGUUCAACUUGGACUUUGGAAGGGUGGACUUAAAAUAUAAGGGUGAGUUGUUAAUGAAUUAUGGCACGCUGGUAGCAGGAAAUGCAGACAUUGAGUCAGAGAGCUUGUUAGACUUACAAGGAAGAGGUCACCCAGCACAAACAGGAAGUGGUGCUGUGACGUCCAGUUAUGGAGCCAGUCAUGGUGGUAUUGGUGGUAGUCAGUCUGGAAACACCUAUGGGUCUGUCUUUACUCCAAAGGAACUUGGAAGUGGAGGUGGUGGAACCAAUGGCGGAGCAGGUGGUGGAUUUAUCAACUUCAAGGUCGGAAAUCAGCUCCACGUUGAUGGUGAUGUGAAAGCUAACGGAGAUUCUCCCACCUCUGGUCACUCUGGUGGAGGAAGUGGUGGUUCCAUAAUGGUAGAGGCUUACAAUGUUUCUGGGCACGGCUUAUUUGAUGCCAGUGGUGGUGAUGGUUAUGCUUCAGGAUGUGGUGGAGGUGGUGGACGUAUAGCUAUGCUUGUCGAUGCAGUAAAUACCUAUGGAGGUAUCUAUAGUGCCAAGGGUGGAAGUCGUGGUUCUAGCUCCUCUAACGUAGCUUGUGAUGGAGGACCAGGUACUAUAUAUAAAUAUGAGUCAAGUCGUGGGCCAACUUACAGGGAACUUAAAUACAAUCCACGUCUUAAUACCACAGGACUGAGCCCAGAGCAUUCCAAGCUUACUGUGGACAAUGGUGAUCUACUGACAGAACAACCAGCAAUGGUGAUGGAAAAUGCUACUGUGUAUUACGAAUUUGAUGAAGUUCAGGUUGAGGGUCACUCUUACGUUCAUUUUUACCAUCCAUCUAAUGCAGACAAUGUCACUGUCAUCAUCAAGGAGUUGACAGGUAACAAACAAGGCUUUGUCAGAGUACAGAGCAGGCAGCAGGUGAUCGUAGACUUCGUGGCAUCUACUCACACCUAUUUGGAUGCUCCAUGUGGCUUCCAUGUGGAUGCUUACGGUGAACUUGUUUUACCAACGGAAGUUUUUGUGACAACAGAGAAAGUCAUUGUAGGGGGAAGAUUGAUCGGUGUAGAAUCACUUACAAUUGAACGAAAUGCUGAACUCGUUCUUCAGGAUGAUGCACACACAAAGGAUAUUCGGUCUCUGGAAUUUUCCUACCUUAACACGAAAGGAAGUUCAUCCUAUACACCUGGUGACAUCUCUUUUGGUACGCUGAAUGUAAACAAUUUGGGUAAAGUGACUGUAUCAAUGGAUCCAUUAUUUGCAGAAAUAGCUACCGGAGACUUAACUGUUAAAAACGGAGGCACUAUGUCUUUGGAAACUCUACGAGUCAUGUUGAACAGCACAAACCUGAUAGUAGAGAAUAGUGGUGUGAUUACAGGAAGUGGCUUUGGUUUUGCCAAAAAUACAGGAACUGGAGCUGGCUCACAGGGCAGCUAUGAUGGAUCAGGAGGUGGCCACGCCAGCAGAGGUGGCACCAGUGAAUCUAAUGCAGCAGGUGGUGCUUACUAUGGUGAGGAGAUGAUGACUACUGAUCCUGGAAGUGGAGGAGGUGGUAGUUCAGGGACCGCUGGUGGCAGUCAUAUCUCCAUCAAUGUCGGACAGACCUUUAGUGUUGAAGGGACCAUAGAGAGUAAUGGUUUAGAUGGUACAAGUACAAUGUAUGCUGGAGCAGGGGCUGGAGGAAGCAUCUUCAUCACAUCUAACAAACUUCAGGGAUAUGGCACCAUCUCUGUGAACGGCGGCAGAUCCUACGAGGGCUACUACUCUGGUCACCAUACAUAUUAUCAAAAUGGUGCUGGAUCUGGUGGAAGGAUAGCUAUUUACUUGGGAGAACUGCCAAAUUUCCGUGGAACAUUAGUCGCACAAGGUGGCCUUGCUAACAAUGGUGGUUCAACGAAUCAGCACGGUGGCCCCGGGACAGUGUUUAUCAAAUCUUCCAUUGGAGACAGUAUACACCGAUAUCUCUGGAUUGAUAACCAGAACAGGGGCACACUGCUGUCAUGUUCCUUCCCAACUUAUAUCAACUCAACCAUCCUACAUACAUUAUACCUGCAGAAUCAGGCUUGUGCACGACUUUCUCAGUCAAAAGUUUUGAUCAGCUACCUGCAUGGUGGAUCUGGUUUGCUUUACUUGGAAAAUGAAGUUGAAAUGAACCAAGAGGAGCGUGCACACUUGAGGGCCAAUUUACAUGUACUAGCAGGGUCCAAAGCCGUGAUGCCACCUACUCUGUUUGUUGAGGAGACUUUGACAGCAGAAGGUGGCCUCAUUGGAGUGGAGCAUCUCUACACAAGAGGAGUGUCAAAUAUUAUCAAAACUGGAUUCAGCAUUUGCUCAACGACAAUCACACUGAAUUCUGAAUUUAAUUUCUACACGGUUACAAUCAUGGACGGUGGGCUUCUGAAGUUGACUGAUGAUGACAUGACAACUGCCUCUGGACUAUCCUUCAGAGCCUAUCAUGUUCACCUUGAAGACUCCGCCAAGGUAGAAGUUGAAGGUGGUGUUGAAUUCAUAGCAGGUGUGUUUGAUAUGGAAAAAGACUCAACCUUGAGUGGCAAUGAGUAUGGAUACGAGACUGCCUCUGGACCUGGAUAUGGCAGGAAAUGUGGCCCUGGUACAGGUGCUGGCCAUGGUGGCACUGGUGGCAGCGCUUCCUGUGGUUGUUCCUGUGGUUCCUGUGUGAGAGGGGUAGCCUAUGGUGAUGCCUGUACACCGUGGUUGGCAGGAAGUGGUGGUGGUAACUCUGUAUCUGGUACUGGUGGUGCUGGUGGGUCAGCAAUACGUAUUAUUGCAAGCCACGCAGCUUUCAUUGAAGGUGCUAUUUCCAGCAAUGGUGGGUCAGGGACCAAUGCUGCAGGUGGAGGCAGUGGAGGGUCUAUUUGGCUUGACAGCAAUAUCAUUGAAGGCUGGGGGUCUGUUGAUGCUGAUGGUGGGUCAGCAGGAUCAUACUGUCAAUCAAAUUGCUGGAAUGGAGGCUGCUGUUGUAAUAACAGAGGAGGUGGUGGAGCUGGUGGAAGGAUCAGAACUGUCACAGGCAAUUACACACAGAAAGUUCUCUACUACAACCGUGACUCUGGGGCAGGUUCUGGUAGUGGCGGUGCAGGUGGUGUCGGCACCCUCUGUGAUCACAGUGAUGACCAAUGUAGUGGUCAUGGAAACUGGACAGCUGGAGUUUGUGUAUGCAAUACAGGCUACUAUGGAAAUGACUGUCAGUACAGCUGUGAAUGUGGAUCACAUGGCUCCUGUAACAGUGAUGGCACCUGUGUAUGUGAUCACGGCUACAUUGGCUUUCACUGUGAGAGUACUUGUGAUGACAACACCACUUGUAGUGGGACAGGACAUUGUACCACCUGUGGGUCAUGCCUCUGUAAUGCCUGCUACCAUGGCAACGACUGCUCAAGUCUCUGUAGUGGUCAUGGAACUUGUGAUGCUGAUGCGUGUCUCUGUGACGCCUGCCACUUAGGAGAGUACUGUGAGUCGGAGUGUAAUGGACAUGGAACCUGUAAUGGUACUGCUUGUAUUUGUCAGUCAGGAUGGUAUGGUGCAAAAUGUACAAUUAAAUCAUGUGGUGGCCUCAACAAUAUACCCUGCUCUGGACAUGGAACCUGUCACGCCGCCAGCCAGACAUGCUUCUGUGAUCCUGGAUGGGAAGGCUCUGAAUGUGAGAACCCUGACUGCCCCGGUGAUGUUAACUGUAAUGCUAGGGGAAUCUGUAACACAGCCUAUGAGCCUCCCCGAUGUACUGACUGUGAUGUUGGAUGGAUGGGACCUGCAUGUGAUGAUCCUUGUGUCCAUGGUACAGCAAAUGCUGACAACACGAAUUGUACUUGUAAUAGUACCUGUUUCCACGGCAAAGGCUGCAACAUUCAGUGCUCUGAGCAUGGCACAUGUGACGUUAAUUACGACUGCUACUGUGAUCCAUUCAGUGGAUGGUCUGGCACCUUAUGCGAGAUUCCAGGCUGUCCAAGACAUCCAACCACCCUUGAGGAAUGCAGCGAUCACGGCACAUGUAACAGCUUCAACCAUAUCUGUGAAUGUGAUGCUGCAUGGAAGGGUGCUGCUUGUCACAUAGCAGACUGUCAGGGAGAACCAGAUUGCCAAGGUCGAGGCCAUUGUGAUGACACACUGAACACACCUCGAUGUAUCAACUGUACUGGCCCUUGGAUGGGCGUUGGCUGUGACGAGCCAUGUGUCAAUGGCACAGAGACCCCAUUAAAUUCAGGCACUUGUGUCUGUGAUCCUGGAUUUGCGGGUGUUGGAUGCGACUCGGAGUGCUCCGGUAAUGGUAUAAUUGUUGGUGGAGCCUGUGAUUGUGACUAUGUUACUGGAUGGAAGGGACCCUUAUGUGACAUACCAGGCUGUCCUGGUCUUUUCAACCUGGACUGUUCUGGAAGAGGAACCUGUAACAAUGCUCUACACUUGUGUGACUGUAAACCGGGCUGGAUGAACAUUGGCUGUGAGGAUGCUGACUGUCCAGGCUCUCCUGACUGUAAUGGACAUGGCACCUGUAACUCGACUCUUGACCCACCUGAGUGCAUGUGUACCAGCCCCUACUUUGGUGCUGACUGCAGCCAGAAUUGUGCUCACGGCACCAUCUUCCCCACCUUCAGUGAUAACUGUACCUGUGAUCCAGGCUGGGUUGGAAUUGAGUGUGAUGCGGAGUGUUCUCUACAUGGAACAUUCAAUGGUACCAUGUGUAACUGUGAUGUAAACUGGCGUGGGGUUGUUUGUGAGAUGCCUGGAUGUCCUGGAAUCGGUGAAGACUGCACAGGGCAUGGUGAUUGUAACACUGCUACACACAUAUGUACCUGUAAUGCUGGCUGGACCGGAUCUGGAUGUGAAAUUCCUGACUGUCCUGGUAACCCUGACUGUAUGGGCCGUGGAACCUGCGAUACAAACUUUGACCCACCAAAGUGUAUGAAUUGUGAAGUGGGAUGGAUGGGACCAGCAUGUGAUGACCCUUGUGUCAAUGGUACACAGGAUCCACCCAAUAGUGGUUUUUGUAAGUGUGAUGCUUGUUACUUUGGCAAGGGCUGCAACAGCGAAUGUGCAGGAAAUGGACAGUGCAUGGCAGGUGUGUGUGAAUGUGACACAAGCUGGCGAGGAUCACUUUGUGAGGUACCAGGCUGUCCAGGAACAAACUAUGACUGUUCCAAACACGGAGAAUGCAACAGUGCCAAUCAUGAAUGUACCUGUUUCCCAGGUUGGACUGGCUUGGCUUGUGAUGAAGCAGACUGUCCCAAUAACUGCACACAGAAUGGAAUAUGUAAUACUACAGACGUUGUAGUCCCAGAAUGCUCCUGUUUUGAUGACUGGAUGACAUUUGACUGCAGUAAGCCAUGUGUCCAUGGUAACAAAACUGACAAUAUUCGCUGUGACUGUGAUCCUUGCUACACUGGAGCAGGCUGUGACCUUGAGUGUUCUGGCAAAGGUCACUGUGACAAUGGAGCAUGCAACUGUACCAGACUGCCAGGAAAUGCCUAUGUGGGUAGCUUGUGUGAGGAAAAAGGCUGUCCUGGUGCUGAUGGUGCUUGUAACCAACAUGGCAGCUGUAAUUCAGUCCUACAGGAAUGCACCUGUUUCCCUGGUUAUAAGGGAUACGACUGUUCAGAACCUAGCUGUCCGGGGACACCAGAAUGUUCAGACAAAGGUACCUGUGUUGCUGGAACGUGUAUGUGCGAUUCAGACAGAAUAGGGGACUAUUGUCAGCUGCCUUGUUAUAAUGGCACCAACAUCAAUGGAGAGUGUGUCUGUAACAAGACCUGUAUCACUGGCCCAUUCUGUCACCUCGAAUGCUCAGGAAAUGGGUUAUGUGAUGCCAACGGUGACUGUGUCUGCGACUUCAACGCUGGCUUCAAGGGUGACAAGUGUGACAAACCUGGCUGUCCAGGAUGGCCCGAGAACUGCAUGGGGCAUGGUUCCUGUAAUGAAAUCACUGGAGAAUGCCAGUGCGACUCCAACUGGAAACAGCCUGCCUGCGCUGUGCCUGAAUGCACAAAUGACUGUAACAAUGACCCUGAUGCUCAGUGUCUGGAGCCACCUGGUGGUGGUAUACCUCGAUGCUUCAACUGUUCCUCCAACAAAAUGGGGGAUGCCUGUGAAUAUGACUGCUUCAAUGGUGUGGGUGUGAGGGAUGCCAAUGGUAACUGGGAAUGUCAAUGUGAUUCCUGCUACAGUGGAACAACUUGUGACAUGCUCUGCAAUGGGCAAGGUUCCUGUACAUUGAGUGGAAUAUGUGACUGCGGCUUCAAUGGUUACAGAGGAAUCUUGUGUGAAACUCACGGUUGCCCUGGUUAUGAUGUUGACUGCAGUGGACAUGGAAUCUGUGGCGGGUCUCACAGCUGUAUCUGUGAUGCAGGUUGGACUGGAAUAGGUUGCCAUAUUGGAGCAUGUUCUAACAACUGUACUGGGCAAGGGGUCUGUAUCGACACACUCAACCUGACAACCCCCUACUGUUCUUGUGAUGCUAAUUACUUUGGCUCAGCUUGUGAGUAUAUCUGCACAAAUGGUUCCAUGGCCAACGGUACCUGUGUUUGUGACCCAUGCUUCGAUGGACUUGAAUGUGAAACAGAAUGCUCCAACAGAGGCACAUGUACAAAUGGUGUGUGCGAAUGUGUAAGUAGUCGAGGCACCCUCUGUGAGACCAAUGGAUGUCCCGGGCUGUACAAUUUAGACUGUUCUGGUCAUGGGUCUUGUAAUACGGCCACAAGUUCUUGUAGCUGUAAUACUGGCUGGAUUGGCACCGACUGUGCAACCCCAGAUUGUCCAUCAAAUUGUAACAACCGUGGCCACUGUAAUACUACUUACACUGUGCCUGUAUGCACAGACUGUGAGAAGGGCUGGAUGGGAAGUGCCUGUGAUAUCCCAUGUAACGGUACACAGUCUCCUAUGGACAGUGGCAUUUGUGUGUGCGACAGCAACUGUCAGCAUGGUACAAGCUGUGACUUAAGUUGCAGCAAUGUCGGAAGCUGUGUCAAUGAUAGCUGUGUCUGCACUGACUCGACUGGCUACAGUACAGGAGCCUGGGGUACACACUGUGAAGAAAGUGACUGUCCUGGACGUAAUCUGCCCUGCAGUGGUAAUGAAAUAUUCUGUCUUAAAACUCUACCUGCACCUAUGUGCAUGUGUAAAGCUGGAUAUUUUGGUUUAGGCUGUGAGAAUGUGGACUGCCCAGGCACGCCGGACUGCAGUAAUCAGGGAGUAUGUCAAAGUGAUGCUACUUGCCUUUGUAACAACAUGACUAUGGGCUUAAUGUGCGAGUUUCCAUGUGAGAUGGGCACUGCUGUCCAGACUGGUAACACCUUCAGCUGUGAAUGUGACAACUGUAUAUCAGGGACUGGAUGUGACAGCGUCUGUAACGGCCAUGGAACAUGUAAUGCAACAGGCUCAUGUAUUUGUGAUUCGGCAUGGUGGGGAGACCGAUGUACAGUACCUGGGUGCCCAGGUAUUGGGUCCAGCUGUUCUGGUCAUGGUAACUGUCUGGCUGGUUCCUGUUCUUGUGACCAGUACUACAAGGGAGCGGGAUGUGAGGAGGUUUACUGUACUGAUGACUGCAACAACAGAGGUACCUGUGACUACACAAACUACUGGCCCCCAAAGUGUAUCAACUGUAAUGACUCCAUUGGACCUAAAUGUGAGAAAGACUGUAUACACGGGACAGAGUUAUCUCCCUUCAGCACUGUCUGUGUAUGCGAGAGCUGCUACAGUGGGUUUGACUGUUCUAUACAAUGUUCCAACCAGGGGUUAUGUAACUCCACCUCAAACAGCUGUGAUUGUGAAACUGGCUUCAAGGGCAGUAUUUGUGCUGACUUGGAUUGUCCAGGAGAACCUGACUGCAGUAAUUACGGUACAUGUAUGAGAAGUAACAAUGAGUCUAUCUGUUCCUGUAAUGCUGGGUUUACUGGAGCUGACUGUUCAGACUUCAUCUGUCCUGGUACACCAACAUGUAGUGGUAAUGGUGCCUGUAUAUUGGCCACGGGAUCUGUCGCUCCUUCUUGUGAUUGUAACCAUGGCUUUGGUAGUCUGGACUGCUCCUCCUGUCUGACACAUUUUGCAGCUCCCAACUGUGAUAAGUGCGAGUCAGAUUACAUUGGCUACAAUACGACCUGUGGCACUCUCUGUAAACAUGGCUAUGCUACAGUACCAGGUGGCGAUGUGUGUGAAUGUUACGAUGAUGAUGUGAAUGGACACUGGACUGGUCAAGCUUGUGAUGUAUGUCAGGAUGGAUGGGCACUUCCUUCUUGUACCAGCUGUUCCCUCAACUAUGUUGGGCCAGGCCACUGUAGUAUAACAUGUGUCACUGGCCAGGGUGUGUACGCAGACAAGUAUGAUGGCAACAAUAUCACGACCGGAGUACAGCCUGUCUUUAACUGUUAUACAGAAGAGAGUAAUGGACAGAAAACAGCCUGGUUUGGUUACAUCAACACCAAUAUGCACAAUGUGUAUGUCACAUCUGAUUCAGAAAACUAUCUAAUGAAAUCAGACCUGACCAAGUACCAACCACUGACAAUGUUCAAGGCCAAUACUGCUGUGGAUUAUGUCUAUUCUGAAGGACCCUUCAAUGCCUCUGAAGUACUCACCUGGAAUCUAAGAACAACUCUGGCGAAUUCAGAUGCAAGCUUAACUGUACCUCUGGCAACAGCAGCACUCUGUUCCUUUACUCCUUCACAGCCAAUAUUUACAGAUACCACUGGAUACUGUAAAUGUGUUGAAGGCUAUUGGGGACCUUCCUGCGAAUAUGAUUGUCCAGGAGGUGGAUUGAACAGUUGUUUUGGUAAAGGACAGUGUAAUUCAACAACUGGAGAUUGUACAUGUGUGAUUGGAGCUCAGGCUAGCACCAAUUGUUCUGUUUGUCACACUGGCUGGACAGGAGAUGACUGCAGUAUCGCAGUUAUUGGAGGAGGAGGAACAACAGGCUCAUCCUCUAAUUCAAGCAUAUUUUACGAAAGUGGUGGUGUGAAGACUUUUGAUGGAUCCGUGAUGACUGUACAAUCCCCAGGAGAGUAUAUACUAGCUGAAGGGACAUUAACUGGCACAGGUGAAGCACUGGAAGUACAUGUUGUAAUGUCACCGGGCACACUAGGCAUAACGUCCACAUUAAUGGCAAGUGUGUCUGUGGGAACAGAUACACUGGUGGUAGUUGCUGGUGACGGAAACAUAGACGAUACCAAAACUUACUUCAAUGGUGAGGAAACAAGCAUUGGUUCAGGGUUGCCGAUAGGAUCAGUCACUUGUGUGAGGAGAGCCACCACCAAGAUUGACUGUUCUGAUAACACAGAAGUCAAUGUCACUAUUGAUAUUUCAACCUCUUCCCUGCCUGUGGUGAAGGUCGAUCUGGAUCCUAGUACCUGCAGCAGUACCAAAGGUCUGUCUGGUCACUGUGAUGGAGACUCUACCAACGAUUUCAAAACUUCGUCUGGAACUGUUUUGACAGGAGUGUCAUUAACACAGACUUCUCUUCAGGAUGAGUUUGCUUACUCCUACAAGGUUUCAUCAGGAAACUCUGAUGUAUCUGAUGUGGCCCCUGUUCCAAGCUGGGGAGGAAACGGUCUUGCAAUUCAUGGCAGAAGUGUGGAAAUUGAGUCUUUGAAAUCUUUUGCAGAAGAUGUAUCCCUUGAGAUUAAGUUCUACCUAAAUGAAGUCACCAGGUCAUAUCAGACAAUUUUCUCGUACAACUCGUAUGACGGUGUCAAUGUUUUCUGUACCUUGGUCAAAGACGGUGCAUUACAUCUUUAUACUUAUCACAACAGUGACUUCCGUACAUUCCCAUCACUUAUCGUAGAAGCUUAUACAUGGUACCAUUAUACUUUAGUAUGGAACCAUGCAUCCAAGAGACUGAGUCUUUAUUUGACAAAAGAAGACUUGAGUCAAACCACAGACUUUACUGUCUAUGACCAGAGCUAUCCUACCCCGAUGGAACCUGGUGGCACUUUGUCGUUAGGAUUUACUCGGUCAGAUGUUGAAUAUGCUGCAUGGGUGAUGCGAGGAAAGAUAGAUGACAUUCGGCUGUACAAGAAGAUGCUUUCCUCAAUUGAAAUCCGGAAUACUGCAUUCACUGUACUUGGGUGCUCCACUGUAUCCAUGUUGUCCAACCGAUGGACAUUUGAUGAAGGAAAGGGGACUGAAGCUGUUGAUGCGGUCAGUCAUGUCUAUAUGAAAUUUAAUCCCUUUGAUCUACCAGAGUGGGUUCUUGUUAACUACACAAUGUCAUCAUGUGCAAGUGUCAGCUCAGAAAUAUAUGAACUACUGGAGACCAACACAGCAGAUCCUGUUCUAACCAGCCAGUGUGAAGAAGUUUCUACCCAAUUCCGUACAUCUUGUGAAAGCAAAAUUGGAAAUGCUGCUUUUGAGAACCUUUUAGAAAAUUGUUUCUUAAAUUCAUUGUUAGAUGAUGAAGCUCCUCUUAAGCACUUGGAAUCACUGAGCGUUAUAUGUGAUACUCCAGUGAAUGACAUCAACUGGCCUGGAAGGACAUUAUGUAACUCUUUCCCCAUGGAAAAGUUCCCUCUGUGGAAGGGCUCAUCGUGUAGCAUGCAGUGUGAAUCAGGAACUUGGGACAGUGUGACCAGCACUUGUCAAUGUCGUGAUGGAUUCUGGGGAGAACAAUGCGAUGGUGUAUGCCCAAGCUUCUUACAAAAGACAUGUGGAGGAGGUACAUGCAACAUUACGAACGGUGUAUGUACAUGUCCACCAUUCCUGGACCCAGCUCACAACUGUCAGAGAUGCAUUUCAGGGUUUGAGGGCUCGGACUGCUCAGUAAUGUCUGCCACCAUUUCUGGGGGUGCUACUGACGGAGUGUGUAGUGCUUUUGGAAGGGCCAACUUCAUCAUGUUUGACGGUCAAUCAUUCGUGCUGAAAGCAGCUAGAACAAUGAAACUUGUGGCAACGUCCAACUUUAAUGUGUACAUAAAGCUUGCAUUGUGUGGAGGUUCAAAUGUCUCUUACUGUGUAAAACAGACGUGGAUUGAAUCACAGAACGAAAACUUUACUAUGCAGUCUCCAUUAGGGGAUGGAGGUAAUUUCAACCUUUACCAUAAUGGAACAGCACUCAGUUUCGAUCAGGAGUAUGAUUUCACUGGAUCUAUUAAAAUAGUCAAACAUGACAAAAACACUCUCCGAUUAGAUGUCCCAGACGGAACUAUCUAUCUUAGAGAAGAUACCGAUUUCAUUUCUACUACCAUUUCUUUGAAGAAGUCUUCAUAUGCCUCUCAAACGUCGUGCUUGUGUGGGAACUUCGAUGGUAACACCAACAACGAUUUUGAAACAACAACUGGUACAGUAUCUCUUACUGACAUUACCCAGAAGGGAAUUGACGAGUUCCAGGAAAUAAAUACUAUUCCACCAACAUCAGACACUGCCUUUUCUGACAGUUAUGAUGGGUUCACUCUACCCACAAUGCCAAAAGGGUUUGGAUUGCUGGUCAAUGGAUCUGGUGCAAUUUCACUCCCAAUGACUGACACCUUCAGCAGUGGUGGCAGUGGUUGUGUACAGCUGAGAUUCAAAACAGAAACUGACAAAGGAAUGAUAUUAGGUUACAAGGGGACAACAUCUUCAAUGUCAGUGAACCUCAACGGUUCUUCUAUCAUUGUACGCUGGGGAGGGAAAAUCAUGGAAACAAACUUCAGUGUGAAUAUAAAUCAGUCAUAUGACAUCUCACUUUCAUACGAUGACACCACAGAAUCCCUUCGUACAGAUGUGAUAACUGGAGGCAUCUUGGAGUACACUGAAACCUUCCAAAACUGCACCGCCAGAGUGUUUAGUGACGAUGGAUUAGUUCGGAUAGGCAGCUGGAGUGAUGAUCCUCCCACGUCGAUGGAGAAGGAACCUUUUAUUGGAGAGGUGGAUGAUUUGAAGACUUUCAACACUUCUCUCAAGAUUAACGAGACCCUUUAUACUGUAAGCCAUGACCUGGACAACAGCUUCUAUGGUCUUAGCACUAAAUUCACAAUGGGGGAAGGAGAUGGAAAUCUGGCCAUUGAUAGCAUUCAAGGACAUAAAAUAUUUCUCCUUGGAAGUACGGUGUAUUUCCCCAACGAUAACGAGGAUGAUGCUAGUUCCUCACCCAACCUUCCAACAACAUUCACAACUACUGCUGAAGAUAUUUGUGCCAAUUUGACAACCUCAGUAGGAAAGACUUGUUCAAGCCUGGGUACACAAAUGAAGGAACAUUACUAUACCAUUUGUGUGAAUGACAUGAUCGAAAGUGGAGAUUCUGAAGCAUAUAUCACUGUUGUGCAAGCAUAUGCUGACUAUUGUGACAAUGCCUUGAAUCCUGUGAAGUCAUCUUUGGAAGAAAUUUGUGAGGACAAGACAUCAGACCACUACCUGCAUCUGUGUCUAUAUCAGUGCAAGAUUGGGUAUUUCAACCCAAUAACCAGAGAGUGUGUAUGUGAAGGAUCGUGGGGCGAAUACUGUGAAAAUGUCUGCCCAGGAGGCGUGGAAACUCCAUGUUCUAACAACGGUAAUUGUGAGAGAGACACCGGAAAAUGUACCUGUAAACCCAGUCAUGACAAUGCCACUGCCUGCUCUACCUGUCUUCCUGAAUGGACAGGUACACACUGUGACAUUAUGGUGAAUCCACCAGCCCCAACGACUACUCCAAGUCCUCCCACUACUACAGUUCCUGGAGCUACCACACAACCGCCUGUCAUCACCCCUUCAAGGUCUACAUUUGGUAUAUCAGAUCAGUGUCAUGUGAAAACAUUCCAGAACAUCAAAUAUAACUUUGAUACUGUUGGAGAAAAUUAUAUCACAAAGAAUGUCAAUUCUGCUACUCCUGAUAUUGCUGUCCGUACAGUUUACUGCGAAACAGAGGCAGUCUGUGUUGAUGCAGUCUCGGCGAAAUUUUCCACCUCUGAAGUAGUGCUGCAGGCUGGCGUCACAUCUACUGACGACAUCCAAGUUUGGAUUAAUGGUCAGAGGCAUUCGUUUGAUUUGAAUGAUACCAGUAUACACCCAGAUAUCACCAUCAGGGAAGUGUCCAAAAAUGAGUUUGUUAUUGAGAGCAUUACUGGGAAUUUCACCAGUAUUCGUGUCAGACAAGUAGACCAACGUCUAAGUAUGGUUGUGACUAUGGACGAUACACUAUGUGACACACAGACUUAUAUGGCUGGAGGAAUCUCCACUGGCCCAUUAACCCAGACAUACAGUACAGACUGGGCAGUCAAUGCAUCAGAUAGUGCUUUUAAUGUCUUAGCUGCUAGUAGCUCCUCCUCGUCCUACAACCCCUCGGGAUACCAACAGUCAGUACCAACUGCAGGAAGCAGUUUGUAUUUCAACAACUCUGUUAUACGAAGCAGAUUUUUGCAAGAUGUCAUCGAUCAGGAUAAGGAUUUUACAGUUGGCGUAUCUAUUCGUCCAGAAGAUGGAAACGGAACUGUAAUUGUAAUGGAAAACAAAGCCCCAGUUUCCGUGUUCAUGGAAAAUGACAUAUAUAAAGUCCGUAUGGGGGAUGAAAUAUAUGACACUGGUAUUCUUGUUUCACAAGACGAAUGGCAAUGUAUUUCCAUUGCAUUUGAAUCGUCAUCUAGAAAGGUGGACUUUUACAAAGCUACUAGUUCAAACGUGGAGCAAAAAUCCUUCUUCAAUACAAAUGAGGAUGUAUUUGAAACAGGUGGUUUUAUCAGCUUAGGGCAACCUACAUUAGUGGAUGUGCCCAAGUCAGACGGCGAGAGUAAAUAUUUUACUGGAGAAUUGGACGAACUGAAAAUUGACAACAAACCAUUAACAUAUAAUGAGAUAGUAGCUACAGCCUUGUCUCGGGUUCCAGACCCUGCUCCUACCUUGGUAACCCACGUAGACUUCAAUGAGGUUGAGGGGAAAUACAUAAAUGACAACAUUGGCAAUACUGACUUUUUCCUAGUAGAUUCUCCCGUGUCAACAACUGCACCUAAGCGACAGACAUCAAGUCUGGUGCUACCAGAUAUAGCAGUCAAGUCAUCACACAUCAAUUCUAACAGUACAAUCCAGGCUGAAAUAGAUUCAGCUUGCAGAGCUGCUGUUUAUGUUUCAGCAUUUAGUGCCUGUGAAAAUGCCCUUCCAGGAUUUCUGGAUUAUGCCUUCUUUAUGUGUAGAAGUGAUAUGGCCUCCACCGGGAAGAACACAACAAUACUGAACACUGUUAUUUACAUGGCGGACAUGUGUGAGCCAACUGUUGGUACCUGGCCAGCGAAGUCUUUAUGUAACGAUUACCCAGCAGAAGAGUUUCCAAACUGGUAUGGCCCUAAUUGUGAUGUCAUGUGCAAAAGUGCAAUUGGUGUAGAUAGCAAUGGGGUUUGUAUUUGUAAAGAUGGUUACUAUGGUGCUACCUGUGAUAGAAUCUGUCCAGGAGGAACAAUUAGUCCAUGUAACAACAGAGGUUUGUGUAAUCAGACGACUGGAGCCUGUACCUGUCAGUUUAACUGGGAAGGACCAGGAUGUACCAGCUGUAUAUCAGGUUUCUACGGGGAAAGUUGUGCUAUCAAUGUUCAAGACACUACCUUCUCAGGUUCCAAAAAUUAUGCUAGUUUUUCAGGAAAUGGUCAUUUACAUGCACUUGAUGGAGCUAGUGUCCCAUUCCACCUGAACGGUCCCUACACCUUUUACAAGGAUUCAACCAUCAACAUUCAAACCCUCACAGGAUCGUGUAAGGAUUUCUCAACCUGUGUUGGUAAAACGGCUAUCAAAAUUGGUUCAGAUGUUGUAGAAAUAAGUCCAACACAGCCAAAUAACAUCACUCUGAACGGUAACGCACUAGAGGUUGUGACAUCGCAACCAAUUGGUUCAACAGGUUACUCGCUCGUGAGAGAUGCCAAAAACAAGGUCAAAAUCAGGUCAACAUCUGGGGACUUUGAUCUUGGUGUUACAACCAAUGAUGGUUAUAUCAACUUGGAUUUGGAAGUAGAGACUUCAAAUUGCCAGUCAAGCACUGGAUAUGUAGGUUUCUGUCAGAACAAGAACCAUGCCUGCUCAUCUACAGACCAUGCCUGCAUUGUGAAGGGCAUUGGUAUAGCAAAAGCCAGUAAAACCGUGACAAAUUUGAAAUCAGAAGCAGUGAUUGAAUACUUUGACCAAUUCAAAGUAGAUGAUGCAGACUCUAUAUUCACAAACAAGAUGGGAAGCACUGGCUUUGGUGUGGAAAUCACUGAGAAUGGCUUCCUGUCUACAGCACCACUUGCUGAAGACUUUUGGACAGAGAGUACAACAUCAGAUUAUGUCAGCAUGGAGAUUCAAACAGUACUCUCAAACAUCGAUCGGACUGGGAGCAAUGGCACACUGAUCUCUUAUGGAGAAGACCAGACAUUUGCUAUCACCAUAGUAAAUGGCUUUUUCAUGAUACGGUAUGGAAAACUGGAAUUCAAUACCUCUGUGAGUGUUCAGGAAGAUGUCUCCAGCCAAGUGGCAAUAGUCUACAACAAUGCAACAGGCAAACUUUUAUUCAACUAUGUGUAUAUUGAUCCACCUAAAGGGAGAAACGAGAGUGUUUCAAAGCAAGCGUUUGUUGACAUACCCCCAGGAGCCUUUACAAAGGAAGGAUCUCUAGCAGUGGGUGCUUGGAUGCCGACUAUGGGUGAUGCAGGAACACUUCCCACUGGAACAUUUUGUGGGGUUAUUGACAGUGUGUAUUUGUUUGAAGAAGAAUUGUCACCAACAGAAGUGUACAUCGACUUUCAGACACCAGUAGACAGAGACAAAGAUAGCCUUGUUCUUGGAUUUGAGUUCCCUGAAGGAUCCGGCAAAAGUUCUGUUGACUUUGUCCAAGGUGCUAACAUUGGAUUUAGUGACAUAGGAACAAAAUGGGUUGAUUCAAAUACAACCUUAACUACAGCAGUCCCUACAACUCUAGAGGUGGCAAGUACAACAAAUGUGUCAGAUGACAUUGUCAAUAUGUGUAAAGACCUUAUACUGUCAAGUUCAAUGGCCCAGGAAUGUUCGUCCAUGACCAAUAGUUUACAGUCACAUUUCCUUUCCUGUGUUGAUGACUACCACUUGUCCUCCGACAUUUCUGCCACACUUGAUAGCACUUUGGACAUGUCAGAAUUGUGCCAGACAAAGGAAAACCUUGCGACACCACCAGCACAACAGCUCUGUGGAGUCUAUUCGAACACAGAUGCGGAAUUCCCUCUUGGCAAAGGUCAGUCCUGUUCUACAAUGUGUAUGUUUGGAUAUGUCAAUGAUACAACAGACCAGUGUGUCUGCUCUCCCGGUGCUUAUGGGGAAUCUUGUGACAAGGAAUGUACAGGUGGGUUCUCAACCCCCUGUAACAAACACGGCAUCUGUGACAAGACAACUGGAACUUGUUCCUGUGAAGAAAACUGGAGUGGUAGUAGUGACUGUUCCUCCUGUACCUCAGGACUCACUGGGGCCAAUUGUGACUCCUUCAUCCCUUCAAUACCAAAAGGGAAACCUGUCUGUACGACCCGGGGAGCUGGAUCAUACCUUAAUUUUACAGGCUACAACAACAAGGUCACAGAGACUGGAAUUAGAGACCUGUAUGUGAUGGACAACCUCAGAGUUGCUGCCUACUAUUCAGUGUUUAAAAAUGCUAGAGGACGAAUGCGAAUUCGUACAGAAAAAGUUGCCCUCGAAGUCCAUAACACCACUGUUGUGUUCCUCCUCAACACAACAGCUGUUGUUACAGAGACAAACAAAAAGCUCUGGAAUUCAAUAUACAUCAACCAAGAAAAGGCAGUAGUCUCCAAAAAGAACAAAAAGAAUAUAUUUGUCAACAACGGAGACUGCAAACUCAAAAUAAGAAAUCCAAGAAAUCGCAGAUAUGUGGUCAAACUGGAUGACAUUGGCUUCAAGAUGGUAGUGCAGCCACGUAAAAACAACAUUCUUACUGUCAUUAAGAUUGCGGAGGACUACUGUUGUAAUGCUAUAGAACGAGGUAUUUGUGGAGAUUGUAAUGGCUGUAUGGAAUCAACUACUUGUGGUAUUGGCAAUACAACAGCUAUCAUAGCAUCAGCAACAACAACACCAACGCCAGCAACAAGUACUGCCAACCCGGUGAGUGGCUCCCAGUCUACUACCUCUGACUGUGUGUUCGAAGUUUCUGAUGUUGCGGCAUGUUCCAGUGGAGAGAGUCAGGGUGGAGGAAAUACGGUGUGCUUCAAUGAUUCCUCUAUAAUUGCCAGAAACUUAGAUGUAUUCAAUUCUAGUUUCAUCACACUUGAGUUCCUGGUCAAGACCUGUGCAUCACCAGAAUGCUAUGGAACAAUGUUGUCAUUCACCAAGUUUGAGACAUUCACCAUAAAACACCUUGGUACUGUAGUGUUAGGAUAUGGAAACUAUGUAUAUGAUACUGGUCUAACACUGGAAGAUGACCAGUGGAAUCAGAUAUCUCUUGUUAUUGACAGUAGAAAGUUGUGGAAGAGACUCUUUAUCUAUGUGUUUAACUCAGCUGGCAUGAUUAAAUAUGACAAGAUGAUAUACAAAGGAGUUACCCCCCUUAUCAAUGACGGUACCAUGGUACUUGGUCGCUGGCAGCCAUCCUCUGAUGGAGGAAGUGAGCAACCAUUAGACGAACACUUUGUAGGAUGUAUAGAGGAAUUACGAAUUUGGAAUUCGUACUUUUCAACGCUGAGCAUCCUUACCCACUGGAACAGGGCUUAUGAUCCUGUUACGGAAGAUAAUCUACAAAUUCUUUGGAAAUUUGACAGAGAAGAAGAACUAAAGACCUAUGAUGAGAGUGAUACUUACUACUUUGAAACCUUACCUAACCCAUUCCAAGGAGGACUUCUUGUAGCAUCAACAGCACCAGUACCAUUCUACGAAUCCUCGUACGAAGUUGUUGGAACUGCACGCCGCAGGAGGAAACGAUCAGUGACGGUCAAUUACAACACAUUCUGUGAUCGUGUUUUCACAUCCACUGCAUUCUCCAGUAUUUGUGCCCCAUCUGGAGCCUCUGUUCAGACUUACUACCAGGGUCAGUGUUCAAGCGCUGUAGAUGAUGAUGAACUAGAAGAUGUUUUACUGGACUACUCCACCUACUGUGAAAAUGUCCUGUCUUUGAGUACCUGGCCUGGCUACACCCUUUGCAAUGACACUGACUUCAACACAAUGUUUGGCAGCUACUGUAAUCCAGAGUGUUACUACGGGACCAAGUCAGGCACAGAUUGUGUCUGUCUCUAUGGCUACUGGAACACUACAUGCGACACAGAAUGCCCUGGUGGCGCCACUAAUCCAUGCUCUGGACAUGGUACGUGUGAUGGUGAUACUGGCCUUUGCACAUGUCCUGUAAACUAUCAGGGAGCUGCAGACUGUUCUUUAUGUACAUCUGGAUGGAUUGGAACUGAUUGUGAAAUAUCCGAGAACCUUGCCAUGGUAACAGAUACACGACUUGCCUCCUCUAAUCAACUAGGAUAUAUGUACAACUUGGAUGGACUUGGUUUUCUUGUCAGAACCAUUGGAGAGUAUAUUUUACUGAUGAUCAGUGACAAUGUUCUUGUUGAAGCAAAGAUGGUGAGCUGCUACCAUAACUUUACGUGUACCACCUUUAUGUCCUUCAGGAUUGGUGACAACACUAACGGUUACAUGCAAGUUACCAUUCAAACUCCAACCAAGCCAUUUACAAAUCCCACUGUUUACUUGAACAAUGCUCUGUAUUCAUUGGAUUCUCCAAUCUAUUACCAAGGCUUUUCCAUGGAGAGAGAAACAGUCAAUAGUUUGAAAUUCACAAUAAACAACGAUGUAGUUCUGUUGGUUCGAGUUCAGAGUCGGUUCCUGACCCUGCAGGUUACAAUGCCUUUAAGUCUUCUUCCUGUCACACAAGGAUUACUGAGUGGGUCUGGUUCUACCUUGAGCAGUGACAAGUUACAGCACUUGCAGCAAUCACAAAGUGUACAGCUGGGUGUAUGCAACUCCGUGGCUGGUACCCAGGCCUACUCAUCCACACCAGUGGGAGGAAGUAUCACUUGGUCUAGUGUGAACAUCAACAGAACAGCCUCUGCAAAUACCUUCACCGACAUCAGCAGGUAUCAAGUCCAGACAUGUGACAAGAUCAUCUACUAUCCCGAUGCUUCUUAUGAGGCACAGAUGAAUGGCGGAUACAGUCUGAAAUAUGAUACCUCUAUUGCCAUGGCAGAGGUUAUUGACUUCAACACUCUUGCUGGAACAGAUAUUACCUUUGAAUUUGUGGUCAAAUUGUAUUCAACAAGCACUUACGGCGGAGUUUUGUUUUCCUUUGUCAAUGAAAAAUCUCUAGUUGUUCAAAGCAGAGAUACUAUCGAAAUAAUUUAUGAUGGCACAACGUAUGCCUCCAAUUUAACCUUGGAACGAGAUGUGUGGAUAAAGAUGGUGGUAGUGUACCAAGGAGCAAGUGGACAAUUUGAUAUUUACCAAUUCAACAGCACUGGAUUUGUUUACAGAUAUACUGAUACACUUCCACUUGGAGUGUUUACCAACUCAGGCACUUUGUCCUUAGGACAGUGGAUUCCUGCAAAGCUGACAACAACACAAACACAACCAGUGAGUCUUUCUGGCGAAUUGGAUGAUUUUCUGGUAUGGAGGAUUAAGAUCGAACCUAAUGUAAUUGUAGAUGUCUGGAGGAUGCAUCCACUUGAUGUCAGCCAUCUACUGCUUCUGAUGUGGACAUUUGAUGAAGGUUACGGGUCAACCUCAUAUGAUGGAUUACAGGGCAAGACAUUCACUUUGCCUGAAGCUCCCUGGUCAGUACCAACAUGGGUUCCUUCUGACUUGGUUUACGAUAGACUGUCCUACCCAGGCAUUUCUGAUGUUUUCUACACCAGUGAUGCUCAGAGGUUGCAGGGAGAAGAAAUUUGUACAGAAAUAACCAAUUCUACAUCUCAGUUAGGAGCACUGUGCAGCGCCAUAACAGAGUCAACAAAGCAAGUGUUUUACCUGCAGUGUCUCCAUGCACUUACCGGCAGUAGAGACAGUAUUCCUGCGUAUGAUGUUGUGGUAUCCUAUGCUGAGAUUUGUGAUCACUCACUGAACAUAACAACUGCUGAAACAGCAAUAUGUAGCCAGCUGGACCAUGAUUCCAAGAUAAACACUCUCUGUGACACCAGUCAGUCCUGUUCCUUUGGAACACCACUCUUGAAUGGAUCAUGCAUCUGUACUUCUGGUUACUAUGGUACAACCUGUUCUAGCCAGUGUCCUGUAAGUUCAUCCAACCCAUGCAACAACAAGGGAGUAUGUGACGCCUUGGGAACGUGUACAUGCGACUGGAACUGGGGCGGUACCACUUCCUGUACUUCCUGUAGUAACGGAAUGGAUGGUCUUGAUUGUCAGGUGUUAGUCACUUCAGCCAUCACUUCAAGUGGCAGUCCAGUUGCUUAUGUGAGUGGAUCCGGAGCUUUCAUGGGAUUCAAUGGCAAACAAGUAGCACUCGAAGAUUUGAACGGUCUUUACACUGCCUUUUACAAGGCAGGAAAGAUAGACAUCCAAGUGUACAAAGUUAGCUGCCAUGUUGGUUCAUGUAUUGCGGCAAUUGGUAUAGCAACAACCGAUGACGAAGUUGUUAUUGUAUCCGGAGGUGCUGAUGCAUUGCCACUUGUUUAUGACAACAAUACACUAGUUACAUUGACAACCCUGUCAACGGACCUUAGUUCAACCUUCAAAGUAGAGGUGAAAUCUCUCCGAACGGUAGAGCUGACAGUGAAGACACCAGAAACUACAACAAUUACACUUCUGAUGCAGGAUUAUUCUAUUGAUAUGACGAUUAAGACAGUGACUGCUGUCUGCACGGGUAGUUCAGGGAUCAUUGAAGCUUGUGGAGCUACCAGUGUCUACACAAGUAUGAACAACACCGACCUUGAAACCCAUAUCAAUACCAACUACAGGGCAACCUCAGGGCCAGUUGUCAACACACUUGGGUCAGGCAUUAUUGGGGAUGCCGGAUUUUCCCUUGCAUUCAACAGGACAGCAGCCACAACAUCGGAGAUUCAAUAUGGGUCCAGCUACUCUCUGAAUGGAAGAAACUUUAGCAUCAGUGCUUACUACAAACCAAAUGCAGAUGGCGGUGUCAUCAUGUCUUAUGGCAGAAAUACAACCUUUGCUAUACUCAACACAAACCCACUUGCUCUACAAUGUGGAACCACAGUUGUUGAGAGUUCAGCUUCGUCAACCAUUGGUUCCUGGAACCAACUUGUACUAUCCUUUGACACCAGCUCUAGCACAUUAAACUUGUACCACUACAGUACAAGUACAAGCAUCAUAUAUCAAACCCUGUCCUUCAGCUGUUCAAAUGUAUUUUCUGCUAAUGGAACAAUCGCUCUUGGUGCCUGGACACCUUCAGUCGAUGACAUAAAACAUACGGUGAACGCUUCCUAUGAGGGAUACAUCGAUGAAGUUUCGAUCUGGACUGAAAUAAUUCCUACUGAACUCAUCUUCCAAGCCCAGAGUUUAAACGUAAAAGUAUCUGGAUUUGCCAGUAAAGUGUCAUCUCUUUACAUGUUCUCAGCAGGAGUUGGAUAUAGCGUCUACGACAGCAUCCAUGGUAACACCAUUGAUUUGCCAAGAUCACCAUGGCAAUCUCCCACGUGGACUAUUUCCGAUUUGUACCUUAGAACAAUAACAUCAGAAAGUACAACUGCUUCUACAACAACGCUAUCAACUGCAGAGCCCUUCUGUGCCCAGUUCUUCGGAUCUGGUACAGUUAGCUCCAACUGUGGUGGAAUGUCUUCACAGAGUCUUUGGUGGUUCAAACAGGAGUGCAUUGAAGUUGUUACCAACACUGGAAACUUCAGUUUAGGUAUCGUCCCAAUGGCAAGUUUCAUAGCUACAUGCACUGCAACUGGUGGAUCUGCGACCAACCUGUACAGUGUCAUCGACUCCUUAACCAAUGUAAAUAUCCCAAGCUGGAUAACAGACGAGUAUAGGACAUGCUACUUUGGCGUCUACACCAAUGGUACCUGCAAAUGUAACUAUGGAUUUUAUGGAUCUCAGUGUGACAACACUUGCCCCAAUGGCUUCAUCAAUCCUUGCAACGGUUAUGGUUCCUGUGACACCAGUGGAACCUGCCAAUGCGCUGGGCAUUUUACUGGAGCAACUUGUGACAGUUGUGCAACCGGAUGGAGCGGAGACGAAUGUAUCAUACUCUCAACUGGACAAACCACCAGUCAGGCAACGCUGGUAGCACAGGGAACAACACUCGGCCAGGUUGUGACUUUGGAUGGAAUAGCAUUUGACGUUACCAGCAUAGGAAUCUAUAACUUGCUCACUGAUGCAGCUGUAGCAAAAGCUUUUUACGGUUAUUUCGCGCAGUGCGAUUCAUCGGUUUCCGGAAGUGGCUUUUUAUGCAUGAAUGGAAUGGUGAUAGAACAUGCAUCAGUCUAUUAUGGAAUUAAGACAGAUAGUUUCCAAACCACACAAUUGGUUGUAUACACCAAUAGCCUGCCAAUCAAUGUGUACACUUCCCAGACAAUCGGCACGAUGACCAUAACCUUUGUUACCUCUACUCGAGCUGAAAUCACGUUCACCGACUCUGAAAUCAGCGCAAAGGUGUCCCUGAUCAGUGGCCGUCUUUUAACAACAAUAUCUGUUGAACAACAGACUUGGGUGUUACAUUCAAACGACCUGAGCGGACUUCUGUCAUCAUGCAAUACCACUGAAUCAAUCCUACUGGGUACAUGUGGGGUGACCAGAUCUCAGAUAUGCAGUGGCACUGCCGGGUUUACAUCAGCCUCCGGAUGUGCUUCUUCACUUACCAUGGCAGCUUUAUCCACUUUUGCUAAAACAUUCACCACUAAUGACACCACAAUCGUUAGUAUGAUGAGCAGUACAUCUAUUCCCACUGAUUCCAACUGUCUUCUCUAUAGUGGGAGUGGCAAUAGUGUAGAAGGUCUGUUGUUACCUGCAACCUACAUGACUCUUGAGUUGUAUGUAAAACCUACAGCAGUUGGCGGCAUCAUUUUUGCCUAUGGAGUGAAUGGGAACACUUUCCUUUUGGCAGACACCAGUGCUGGACUACAGAUACAAGUUCAGAGUACAGUGUAUCCGACAACACUGAAUCUAGUGCUUAAUGUCUGGAACCAAAUCAGCUUGGCAUAUAGACCAAAUGUUGGACUUCUAGAAGUCUAUGUUAUUGACAAUGCUGGUGUAUCCAACGUGAAGGCAGUGCCUGUCGAUUCAGCUGUUCUGGCAUCCGGAGGAACACUGACAUUCGGUCAGUUAGGCACUGGUAUGUCUUCUACACUCGCGGGGUCAUACACUGGAUAUAUUGACGAAGUGCGGAUAUGGGAACGAGUUCAUAACCCUACAGUGGUAGCCAAUAACCCGAAACUGACAGUUUCAACAAAAACACCAGACCUCUACCACGCGUGGUCAUUCAAUGACGGAACAGGUAUCAAAGCAACCGAACUGAAGCAGAACCAACACAUAUAUGCUCUAGAUAUUGCAAAUCCGCCGGUGUGGGUCGAAUCGGAUCUGGAUUUAACCGAGGAUCCUGCUAUCUCACUACCAGACUACACAACAACUUCACCCCAGUCUGUUGUAUCUACAACCAUCUGUAAUACGCUAAUACAAAGUACAGAAAUGACAACUGCGUGCACAGGACUCGCUGAUUUACAGACUUCUGCCCUCCAACAGUGUGAAGCACUCGUGACAGCCACUGGAGAUCAGACUGCUGCUGAAACAGUUGCGCUUAAUACUGCCGAAUUGUGCCAGGCAACCAACAAUUUGACUCAGUCUCCUGUAGAAACACUGUGUACUUCUUUCAGCAGUAAUACCAACUAUCUUUUAUCCUAUGGGGGUGGAUGUUCUUCACAAUGUGUCUUUGGAUCAACCAGCACUGGAUCCUGUGUAUGUGAUUCGAGCCAUUAUGGUGCUAGCUGUGCUAGCACAUGCCCUCUUGGAAAUUCUGGAGCUUGCAAUGGACAAGGUACAUGCGAGUCAAGCGGCAGUUGUUCAUGCACCUAUCGCUUCUACGGAAACACUGUCAGGACUUCGGCUUACUGGGAUGGACAGAAUACCAAUGUUCCUGUGUCAGGAACUUCUGCAUCAUGUUCACAAUGUUCCAAUGGAUGGGCCGGGAAGGAAUGCACGCUUGCAAUAGAAGCUGCCAGUGCAACCGCUUCAAACCGUAUUGGAUUUAUAUAUGGACCUUAUGUAACAACUCUCGACGGCGCCUCAUACCAAAUCAACUCGGUAGGAGUCUACAAGGCUCUGACUUUGGCCGGAGUAGACGUACAGAUUCUUUUUACUCCAUGUCCAGGAGACAUCAAUUGCAGAGAAGUGAAAGAAAUUGCAUUUGGAAGCUCGGUCAGUAUCACAAUCAACAAUGGCACAAUGGAACCAACAAUAGCAGGUGCCUUGCAGGUUUUCCCUGUUACAACCGAACAUGGAAGCGUUACACUGAAAUGGAUCAAGGAGCCUUAUAUCAGAAUAUCUGUUGGAAGUAGUAGUGCUGUUGUCUCUUACAGCAGCAUGGGUCUCAUCUGUAGAUUCAAAGUAGUUUCGUCAGACGCAAGCACAAAUACAGGGCUUUUAGGCAACAGUGAUGGUUCUUGGUGGAAAGAUUUCCUAUCUAGUACUGAUAGUUCCAUAACAAACACCACGGUAGCAGAAGACCUUCUGACCAAAACGUAUGUCGGGACAGUAUUUCAAACGAAAGCAGGAGAACAAACAUUCACUCCAACCGUUCUUGAUCCAGCAUAUGAGGCUAAUAUUACAACAGCAGGAUAUGUCAUGCAUGUUACUGAUCAGACAAUUGCAUUUACGUCUGUCCACACGACCGCAGAUAUCACUUCACUUACAAUUAGCUUCUGGCUUCGUGUCGAAUCACAUUCGUCUAACAGUCACAGCGUGAUAGUGUGUAACACUGGAACUCACAAUCUGGAAAUAGUGAUGUUGAACGGUAACCUCCGGGUGAUAUGGCAGAACACGUCUAUCGCCGACUCCAUAACAUUGACUACGAACACAUGGACGUACGUCGCAUUGGCCUGGCAGUCCUCGGACGGAAGUCUAAUGGUGUACUCGAUUUGCAACAAUGCACUGCAAUAUAAAGCAUUCAGUAAUGUUCAACUUGGAAAUAGCAUCAACAUGGACAGCAUAUCAAUCAUAGGAAAUUCCGCGUCAUUCGUAGACGUUGAAAAUUUGAAAAUGUGGAAUAAGGUAAAAACAAUUCAAGAACUUAUAUUGGACAUGGAGAAAUACCAGAGCUCAGACAUUGAUAUGAAUGGGUUGUUGAUCCUGGCACAGUUUGAUGAAGGUACUGGAGCUACCACAGCUUUGUCUUACUAUCCUACGGCAGGAACGUCAAACGUUGUUUCCGGAUCGAUAUCCGGCGGCUCAACAAGCACUGUGUGGAUGGCAUCAUCGGCUCCUAUUCCUAGUUUUUAUCCGGCCCUUGACAUACAAUCAAGUAUCCAAAGAAAUGAUACGUUGAGUACUUGUUUAUCAGCAUUAUCCGACCCUCUUUUUUCACAACAUUGCUCUGGUGUCGACAACCUGAAGGAUUUCCUGUUGGAAGUCUGUAUCACUGAAUACGAAAAACUCGGUAAUUUAACAACAAAUGAAACUAUCCUGUACAAUAUGAUCUUUUACUGUCAGGGAACUUUUGACGUGGAUGAAUGUGAACUUGACGGCUAUUUCGACUUCUGUACCGAUGAAGAAUCUCCUGAUGAUGGAGCUGGUAUGAUCAUCAUCAUCAUUGCAGGAGUCGGCGGGUUUUGCCUUAUCCUCUUUAUCAUUAUAAUAAUUUGCUGUAUCAAGAAGAAAAAGAAAAAGAAGGCGGUCAAAGACAUGUCGGAGGAAGAUUAUGAAAAUGAAGGGUUUGACACGUCAUCUGAUUACAUAGGAAUAGGAGGCAUAUCUUCCACUGCCAACUUCUUCCCUAGCCAGCCACCAUUAAGAACUGAUCGACGUUUCAGUAGGCAGCACUCUAUGACAUCUAUAUCAACUGCUGCCUCUGCUUCGUCUAUCGUGUUUGGCGAACAAUUUGGACAGUUAGAUUAUGAUGGCAGACCGCCAUCAGGACUUAGCGAUUUGUUCCGUCCAGACCCGCGAAAGAGUUCAUUCUCUCCUACUCCAUCAUUUGAUGGAAGACGUGGUUCCUCAAUUACCGUUGCUAGUGCUGAUAACUCGUCUGGGAUGCAAACAAGCUCUUUCAUUUUGCCCAAGCCACCAAAGAAAUCCUCUGCUAUCCGUCCAGAGAGAAGUAAUAAAAGCGGGAGACCGUCAAAUAGUCGUCCUAGCUCAACAGCGAAAACGCCUGAUCCUAAAAUUCUGCCUGAGGAUCUUCUAGAAAGUAUGGCUUCUCCAGGUAGUCCACCGCCUAUCCCAGAGACUCCAGAUUUAAUGUCAUUCCCGGAGGAUGGCAUGGAGACGCCAACUCCAUUUGUAAGAGGGCCUCCUGGAGAAUUUAUGAUGAGUGCAGAAAAAGACCCAUUCGAAAGUAUUUCUGAAAAUCCAAUGCUAGCUAUGCAACAACGAAAAUUCCAAGACGAUGACAAGAACGUACCAGCUAUGUCGACUUUAUUUUCUAAGAAACCAAAUGUCCCUGUCAAUCGCUUGCCGAAAUCAAACGCACCAAAACCAACUUUUAACAAAUCUGUCAGUAAUGUCAGUAGCUCGAGUAAAAAGGAAGCACCUACACCAAAGCGUCAAGCAACACCAAAAAGCGUAGCAUCUCCAAAAAAUGAAGCAACACCAAAAAGUGUAACAUCUCCAAAAAAUGAAGCAACGCCAAACAGUCAGGCAACACCAAAAAGUGCUGCAACACCAAAAAAUGAAGCAACACCAAAAAGUGUAACAUCUCCAAAAAAUGAAGCAACGCCAAACAGUCAGGCAACACCAAAAAGUGCUGCAACACCAAAAAGCCAAGCUACACCAAAAAGCCAGGCAACUCCAAACAAUGGCGUAACCCCGAAGAGCGAGGCAACCCCUAAAGCUAACGUGAACUCACCAUCAGCUAAACCAAUGAUUGCUAACACAGCUGCACUUCCAAAAGACUUUUUUGGAAGCUCAGAAGCCCCAUCAGCACCAAGACCUCCACCUCCAACAGAACCGGAAGUUGAUUAUUCUGAUGAGGAUUCAGAGCCAAUAAGUCCAGGAAGUCGACGCCCAAGUCAUUUUCUUAGUGGACCAGAACCUACCAAUCUGGAUAGAUUCUCUGUGAAUCCCUUUUCAUCAAAGUAA
This is a messenger RNA of Ylistrum balloti, 64695 nucleotides long. RefSeq lists its product as uncharacterized. The transcript has 108 exons. The coding region runs from base 1 to 64695 and encodes 21564 amino acids. The record is from RefSeq and is a predicted model, not a curated record. Lineage: Eukaryota; Metazoa; Mollusca; Bivalvia; Pectinida; Pectinidae.